Messenger RNA from Podarcis lilfordi (Lilford's wall lizard), 82557 nucleotides. NCBI's taxonomy places the organism in Eukaryota, Metazoa, Chordata, Lepidosauria, Squamata, Lacertidae. The record is from the annotation of a GenBank genome assembly.
AGAAGUGCUUCGAGAGCCGGAGGGUGCGGAACUGUAUCGGGAUUUGAAAAGUGCAUAGGGGCAGGGCUUGGCUCCUGCAUGGCUCUGCCGGUUCUGCCGAGGUGCGUGCCUUGUUCUUGAUUGUGUGUGAGGCGGGGGGGGGGGAGUAAAUAGUUAAUCCGGAUUAAUGUGAGCGGAGGGGGGUGGUGAAUGGCUAAUCCGGACUGGGAAGGGUGUGUUGCCAACCUAAAGCGGGUCUUUAUUGAGAGGAAGAGAAGUCAACGGGUUAACUGGAUUCGGGAACCGCAGUGGACUAGAUCCGGAUUGCAGAGGAUGUGUGAGGCUAGUAGAUCCGGAUUGAAGAGGAUGUGUGUCCCAAAUCUGGACAGCGCGUCUGGCUUGUCGGUAAUCCUGAAAAUGGGUGCGCAACUCGGACAUCGGUUUCAGGAAAGGCUACACAUUUAAGCGCUACUAAAGAGAUGUGCGUGUGCAAUGAAAUUCCUUAAUCUGGAUUAAAUGGGAUUUCUCACCCCACACCUCCCUCCUAUACUUGCUGUUAACUUCGUGUGUUGCUGCCCUUUCCUGACACCUGGUUCUGGGCCCCUGAAGUACCAGGUGCUGUCGUUGCUGGAGUGUGUGUGUGGACAUCGGUUGGCACUUACCUGGGAGCUGCAGAAAGAUUUAAAAGUUAGCAUUCCCUUGCUUUUUCACUAUUUUAAUAGUCAUUGUGCCAUAACCAUGUAGACCUUCUAUUUCUAGAUCUAUUGAACCUCGAAACUAUUGGGUUUCUUGUUCCACUCUGGAUGAAAGACCUUGCAUAACUGCACGUUAAACUGCCUGUGGGCUAUGCCCCCACCUUUCCCACGGAUACUUUUAAAAAUAACGACUUAAAUCAAUAUACACUGUAUAUUAUUUACUGUCUUUUGACCCCCCCCCCCAAAAAAGCUCAGGCUAAUAUAUGUCUGGGUCAGCCUGCUCGAUCCUCUCAACAACCCUGUGAGGUAGGCUUGUGGAGAGGAUGCAACAUAUCCAAGGGAGUCUGAUGUCUGAAUAGGCACCUGAAGCCUCUUUCUCCUGGUCCAAAUCAGUUUCCAUUCAUUUCUUGUCAGCCCUGUGUUACCUCGUGUGUCUGGUCCAAAUCAGUUUCCAUUCAUUUCUUAUCAGCCCUGUGUUACCUCGUGUGUCUGGAUAUAUAUAUAAUAUCUCUCUGUGUGUGUCAGUGAUGACACCAGCCCGGUAAGUAUGCUGCCUGCAUGUUUGUCACUCCCAAUUAAAAUGAAGCAAUUUCUUGUGAGUAGUCAGUUGUGCCGACUUCCGCGAGGCUUAUUUUCCUGAGUCAGCCCUUCUCCCCCCCCCCCCAAUAUGUUGGGUAUCUGGGUGGGCAAGAUGCUAGCUGGCCCACUGCCUUUUUGGCAGGCUUUGGAAUCGGUAUGCGUCUGAGCUGGGUGGAAAGCUUUUCUCCCUGAUGAGUUGAGAAACUCUGGCGCUCUGCUUGAGGCUCCUUGCCUGGCCAAACUCUUGGAAAACGGAGUUGAGAGAGGGGGAGAGGUCUCUCUCUCUCUAGGUCUGGGGUUGUGUGUCUUGAGGGACUCAUCAGAGUUUCCUGGAAGCCAGUUGGCCGGUGUGUGUGCAUGAGAGACAGAGAGAUCUACGAUGUUCUCGGCCAGGACUGGCGUUCAGACGGUCUCUUUUUCCAGUUUGGGGAUUAGCAGCCAGUGAAUCUGGCUGCCCUGACUCCAUUUGCCUUUCAACACCCUGUUUAAUGACUCCGGGGGAAAGACCUCCCAAUUAUUAUCUCUUUCCCUCCUCUCCACCCCCCCCCCGCCUAACGCAGCUGUGGUUUGUUCUCUUCCAGAGUUCCUCCUCCGAGCCGGCUGUUCGGAUGCUAAGCGGGCCACGCUCCCAGAGUUUGCACACGGAAGCGGUGUCUUGAGACCACUGUGAGGGUCUUUUCUUUGGUGGGGGGCAGAAGGUGGGAAGCUGGACGUUGACCGGGGGACAUGUCGGAGGAGAGGCUGUUAAGCAUGGACGAGGGGGCGCUCCGGAAAUUGGUGAGUUUUUCCCGGGAUGCCUGCCCUAUGGAAGGUGCCUGCAGAUUGCUGCAGAGGAUUUAAGAAAGUUUUGGGUACCUAUCGCUGGCUACUUGUGGGUUCAGAUCACCAAUUCCACACUAGGGAUCGUUAGGAGUGAAUGAAACUGCCGAUGUAACAGUUGUACAAAUCUAUGAUGCAAAUGCAUUGAGAGCACUGUGUACGUUCUGGCCGCCUCAUCUCAGAAUGGGUAUUGAAAACUUGGAAAGGGGCAGCUGAAAUUAUCAGGGGAGUGGAGCAACUCCCCCAGGGGGAAAGGUUGCAGUGUUUGGGACUUUUUAGUUUAAAGAUAAGGCAAAAUGCGCUCGAGUCCGGCUUGUGGGUUUCCCACAGGCAUUGGUUGGCCGCUGUGAGAACAGAAUGCUGGACUAGAUGGGAUAUUGACUUCAUCCAGCACUGUUCUUCAUGUGCUCUUAGAGUCCAGAGUGAAGCCAGGGGGCUUUCAAGAGUGCCUUCUCCACCCAGCACCCUUCUUGCGUCUCAGAGCCUGGGAGGUUUGCAGAUCUUCGAUUGAAGAACGACAGAGGGUUGGGGUUUUUUGUGCAUUUGUCUUUCACCAUGGAAGUCAAGGUGGUGUAUUUUGGGGCCUCCAGGUAGUCUUCACUCCAGGUAGAGUGUCUGGAAGCACCUGCUUUGCAGGCAGAAAGACGCAGGUCCAAUCCUUGACAUCUCCAGGCAGGGCUUGGAACGUCCUGUGGCUGAAACCCUGGACAGGUGCUGCCAGUCAGUGCAGAUCUUACUGAACUGGAUGGACUCAGUGGUCUGAUGCUGUACAGUGAAGGUCUCUGGCUCAGUGAAAGAGGAUCUGCUUUGCAUGCAAAAGGUUCCAGGUUCAGUCUCUAGAGUUUCCAGGCAAGGCUGGGAUUGUUCUGUUCCGGAAGCCCCAGAGAGCUGCUGCCAGUUAGUGUAGACAAUACUGAGCUAGAUGGACCUAUGUUCUUAGACUUGUCUAUUGUCGGCCAUAACAUGUUCUUCCACCAUGAAAUGGGAGAAAAAUAGUACUACUACUAAGAAUAAUUUUAUUAUUUAUAUGUCGCCCAUUUGACUGGAUUGCCCCCAAUCUAAGUAAUACUCAGAAUAGUAGAUCUAAUAAAAUGAAUGGGCAAUAGUUCAGCGGGUCUUUUCUGAAUACAAUAAAUCUUGGUUGUUAUUAUUACUACAAGAUUAUUACUUUUUAAAAUCCUUAAUGAAGGCUUGCAGGAUGGUUUACCUUGCUUUCAGGCAUAAAAUCUUGAAAGUACAUGGCACAAAAGGAAAAUGGACUGGGAGGGCAGAGGAAAUAGUAAGCAGAGUACAAGUUCUCAUGACCACCUGAAGUGAAAAAGCUCAAGGUGAGAUGCCAUCAAAAGGUGCUGGCUUCCCUGUUGCAUCAAUGGAGUGGCCCUGCGUCCCUUCUCUUUCUUCCUUACUUUAUCCUGAUGGAAUAGCUAUUGCUGCCAGGUGACAGCUGAUGGAGGGAGGAGCCCAGCUUCUCUGCAGAGCUGGUAGCGGCCCAUAUAUAUGACCAUCGUCAUAUACUGGCCAUCGUUUUUGACAUUGAGGCCAUCGUACACUGAGUCAGUCCAUCAGUCCCAUCUAACCCAGUACUGCCUACACUGACCAGCAGCAACUCAAUGGCCGCCUUCCUCAACCUGGUGUCCUCUAGAUGUUUUGGACUGCAAUUCCCAUCAGUCCCAGCUGAUGUCAUGGGUGCAGAAUUCUGCACCUGCCAAGGGAGCUUAUUGAGUGCACCGUGCUUCCGAAUAAGCACAAAGGAAGGGCCCAAUCCUGACCUCUGUUUAGAAAUUGCAAGCCACCAGGCGAGGUCACUCAGCUUGCCAAUAAUAGACUUGAAAUGCAACGUGGACUCUUGUAAGCCCAGCUCCAGCCUGGUGCCCUCUAUGUACAGUAAUCCCACAACGAACACACAUUUAACUAGUGCGCAUUCAGCUUUACAUGCUUGGCAACUUAAAAAAAUAAUAAUUAAAAAGGGGGUGUAAAGAGGACAUGCAUCUGGGGUGUGUGUGUGUGUGUGUGUGUGUGUGUGUGUGUGUAAACUUGGGCAGUCCCUCCCGCUAUUCAUCUCAGUGUGUUUCGACUAUAUCUGAUUUUGGCUUUUAAGAGUGAUCCCCGAAAUGUAACCUUGGGCAGGUUGAGGGCUCGCUUUAUCGCUGGACUGUAGUUCCCAUCAGCCCCUGCUUCAUAUGGCUGUGCUUGACUGGGGCUGAUGGGAGUUGUAGUCUUAACAACAUUGCCAGGCUAUGUUCUGCCUCCACGAUGGCUGUGUUCUGCUUCCAAAGGCAGGAUGACUCUGAAUGCCACUUGCUGGGAAUCCCAGCUCAGAUCCUGCUUUUAGGCAUCACAUAAGCAUCUGGUGAGGGACGCGGGUGGCGCUGUGGGUAAAACCUCAGUGCCUAGGACUUGCUGAUCGCAUGGUCGGCGGUUCGAAUCCCCGCGGCGGGGUGAGCUUCCGUCGUUCGGUCCCAGCUCCUGCCCACCUAGCAGUUCGAAAGCACCCUUAAGUGCAAGUAGAUAAAUAGGUACCGCUUUAUAGUGAGAAGGUAAACAGCGUUUCCGUGUGCUGCGCUGGUGCUGGCUCGCCAGCUGCAGCUUCGUCACGCUGGCCACGUGACCCGGAAGUGUCUUCGGACGGCGCCAGCUCACGGCCUCUUGAGCGAGAUGAGCACGCAACCCUAGAGUCGGACACGACUGGCCCGUACGGGCAGGGGUACCUUUACCUUUACCUUUAAGCAUCUGGUUGGGACGUGGGUGGCGCUGUGGGUUAAACCACAGAGCCUAGGACUUGCCGAUCAGAAGGUCGGCAGUUCGAAUCCCUGUGAUGGGGUGAGCUCCUGUUGCUCGGUCCCUGCUCCUGCCAACCUAGCAGUUUGAAAGCACGUCAAAGUGCAAGUAGAUAAAUAGGUACCGCUCCGGCGGGAAGGUAAACAGCGUUUCCGUGCGCUGCUCUGGUUUACCAGAAGCGGCUUAGUCAUGCUGGCCACCGGCUGUACACCGGCUCCCUUGGCCAGUAAAUUGAGAUGAGCGCUGCAACCCCAGAGUCGUCCGCGACUGGAUGGUCAGGGGUCCCUUUACCUUUAAGCAUCUGGCUAGGGCCGCUGUGAGAACAGGAUGCUGCACUAAACAGGCCUCUGGCCUGAUCCAGAAGGGCUCUUCCAGGCUGGGGAAGUGGAAGCUUCUUAGGCAACAGGAAUCCGUUGGUUUUAUGGCCGGCACGUGACGUUUCUUUCCUCUCGUAAAAGUUUGCCAGUUUUGCAUUUUCUGUAGGUGUCCUUUGCCUGCCAAACCAAGCGGGUGCCCGGCGCCCUUUGAAAAUGAGCCGUCCCAGAGCCCAUUUUGGCUCACCUGGUCCCUGGAGCUGUUGGCCCUGAAAUGAGCUGAUGAGCUUUACAAGGGCUCUUUGUGUGCCUUCCAGAUCGUCCCCCCCCUUUCUCUCUCUCUCUCUCUCUCUCUCUCUUUUUCACUGUGCCAAAUUCCGUUUCCAGUGCCCUGCCCUGCCCAGGAGGGGAUAUACAUCAUUCAGAGCUGGAGAAGGAGGUUGGAACAUCUCUCUCUCUCCCUCUCUCCUGGAGAAACUUCUCCCUGUUGGACCUCUCCAUCUCCCCACCCUUUGGAUAAGAGAUGUCUGGAGAUUGUUCAGGGCUGAGCAUCACACCUGGAGAGGUGUUGGGUGGGCUGGGAGAUGCAGGGGCUGUUUGCUACUGCGCUAGUUCUAAAAGAACUGGCCUAGCUGUGUUUUCUCAGCUGUUGUUGGAUUACAACUCCCAUCAUCCCUGAGCGCUGCCGCUGCUAGUUGGGAUGAUGGGAGGUGUAGUCCCAACGACGACUCGGGGACCCAAGCUUGAAGAAACACUGCGAGAGGAAGUCGCUUGUUUGAGUGACCUGGGAGAUGCUGCUGCUGCUCAGUGGGAGAGCAUCAGCCUUGUGGAACGCAGAAGCUCCAAGGUUCAGUCCAUAGCAUCUUGAGCAGGGGUAGGCAACCUAAGGCCCAGGGGCCGGAUGCGGCCCAAUCGCCUUCUCAAUCCUCAGUCCAGCCCAUGGACAGUCUGGGAAUCAGCGUGUUUUUACAUGAGUAGAAUGUGUGAUUUUAUUUAAAAUGCAUCUCUGGGUUAUUUGUGGGGCAUAGGGAUUUGUUCAUUCCCCCCCCCCAAAUAUAUUCCAGCCCCCCACAAAGUUUGAGGGAUGGUGGACCAGCCCACGGCUGGAAAAGUUUGCUGACCCCUGAUCUUAAGGUAGGGCUGGGAAAAGACCCCCCCUGCCUGACACCCUGGAGAGCUGCUGCCAGUCAGUGUAAACAACACUGAGCUGGAUGCUUGAGCUCAGUGGAGCACUUGCUUUGCAUGCAGAAGGUCGUCCAGCUUCAAUCCAUAGAGUGGUUUAACUGUCAGUCCCUCUUCCCAGGGAACUCUGGGAAUGGUAGUUCUGUGAGGGGGAAUGGGGGUGUGUCUCCUGACCACUCAGCACCCUUAACAAACUACAGCUCCCAGAAUUCUUUGGGGGGGGGGAAGCCAUUCUAAAGUGCUUUGAAUGAAUCCUAGAAUUGUAGCGUUGGAAGGGACCCUGUGGGUCAUCUAGUCCAACCCCUGCAAUGCAGGAAUAUGUAGCUGUCCCAUACGGGGAUCAAACUUGUGACCUUGGCAUUAUCAGCACCACGCUCUAACCAACUGAGUUGUUUCCUCAAUGUAAUGUGACUGAAGAGCAGUUAUUCUGGGUUUAAUGGUAUGGUUGGAGGCUACCUCCCCAAGCAGUUGCAUGUUGAUGUUCCCUGCAAUAGACUCUUCCUUCGCAGCCCCUACAAACUUGUCGCUAGCUGGGUUCUAUGGCUCCGUCUUGUACCACCUCAAAACGUAGUGCAAGUAGUGUCAGGGCUGAGCGUGAGGUAUGAACCCCAGCUUCAAAUCUCACGUCAUCUGUGCUGGAGAUAGUAGCCCUUUGUCCUCGCAGCUCUGUCCAAUCUGUAAUAUUAGUAUUGUUUUAUUAUUCUUUAUUGACUUUAUAUACAGCGGUACCUUGGUUCUUGAACGGCUUGGCUCCCGAACAGAUCGGCUCCUGAAUGCCGCAAACCCGGAGUAAGUGUUCCGGUUUGCGAAUGUUUUUCAGAAGCCGAACGUUCGACUCAACUUCCACUUGAGUGCAGGAAGCUCCUGCAGCCAAUUGGAAGUCGCACCUUGGUUUUUAUAUGGUUUCGGGAGUCGAACGGACUUCCAGAAUGGAUUAAGUUCGAGAACCAAGGUACCACUGUACCGCCCUAUACCUGGAGGUCUCAGGGAAGACUAUGGGAAGAAUAACAGCAGCCUACCUUAUAGGAUCAUUGUAUUAUUAUUAUCCACUACUACUACUACUACUAUUUCUAUGUUUAUAUCCCACCUUUCCUACAAGGAGCUCAAGGUGGUGAACAUGAUUCUUCACCUCUCUAUUUUAUCGUCACAACAGCCCUGCUAUGUAGGUUAUUCUGAGAGACGGUGGCUGGCCCAAGGUCGCCCAAUGAGCUUCCUGACUGAGUGGGGAUUCGAACCCUGUUCUCCCAGGGCCUAGUCCAAUGCUCUAAAUGUCAACUAUUUACAAGGCACUUGGGGACACUUGAGCUGCCAAAUCGUGCCGUCUUAAAGUUCACGCAAUCCUUUUCCUACCUUGAGGUACGCUUCAUCCCAUCACCUACUCUGAGCACCUGGGGCUGUUUUUGCUCUGGUCGCCGGUUUGCCAGAGGCAGGUGACCGGCACACCGUGUCCUUGUGUUUUCUGCUAUCUCCUGUUCUUCUAUUUGUUUGCACAAGCGUCGUUCUGUUUGUCCGUUUUGCUGCUACGGAGAGUUGUGGCAAAUACCGGCUUCACAGGCAAAAAAAGCCUGUUCUGUGAGGUGCUUAAAAAUACAACCUGCUAGCUUGAUUUAUCCUUCAGCCCGAGUGCCAAAGAAGCUUUUGCCUAGAGGCCCCUUAAAAACUUGGUGACGUGCAUAUAAUGCCAGGUUUCGGUUAACCAGCAACUCCCCCUUGCCCCCCCAUUCCUGCCACAACAAGAUUAGUUUGCCUCAAGCUGGGAACACACUGUGAUCAGGACCUGUGCUAAUUCUCAGCUGUCUUCUCCCAUCGGGCAAAUGUGCUACCUUCUGGGAUGGUGUAAAGAAAAUGCUCAAGUGCUGUUUCAAGGAAAAUUGCUCUGUCCAUGGACCAGAAGAUAUGUGAUUCUCAGGCCACAUCCCUAGCUUUGCAAGCCUUCCUUCUAGAAUCAUAGAAUCAUAGAAUCAUAGAGCUGGAAGCGACCACAAGGGCCAUCGAGUCCAACCCCCUGCCAAGCAGGAAACACCAUCAGAGCACUCCUGACAUAUGCUUGUCAAGCCUCUGCUUAAAGACCUCCAAAGAAGGAGACUCCACCACUGUUGAACAGCUCUUACUGUCAGGAAGUUCUUCCUAAUGUUUAGGUGGAAUCUUCUUUCUUGUAGUUUGGAUCCAUUGCUCCGUGUCCGCUUCUCUGGAGCAGCAGAAAACAACCUUUCUCCCUCCUCUAUGUGACAUCCUUUUAUAUAUUUCAACAUGGCUAUCAUAUCACCCCUUAACCUCCUCUUCUCCAGGCUAAACAUGCCCAGCUCAAGAGUCAGCCGUAUAUAAGACAAACCUGCUGCAUCAAGCCAAAUGGCCCUUUUGGUCCAAGAUUUUCUGCUCACGGUGACCCACCAAGAUACCUGUGGGAAAGCAGCAAGCAAGAUCUGAGCCCAAGCUCCUGCUGUUUCCAUCAAACUGGUCUUCAAAAGCAUUACUGCUUCCAGCUAUGGAGACAGCAUAGCCAUUGUGGCUUGAUAGCCUUCAUGGAUUUGUCAAAACCUCUUUUGUUUUUUUGAAAUCAUUUUUAUUGGUUUUACAAAUGCAAAGUUCAAAUAAACAGAUUUUUUUUUUAAAAAAAAUCUAUAUAAAUAGAUUUUCCAAACCUCGGGACUCCCUCCCCCCCCAAGUCCUCUCCAUGGGAGUCUCAUUUUAAACAUCUAUUACUGCAUAUUCAUCCAUACUCCAAUUUUUAUAUCAAACCAUGGUAAUUUUUACACUGCAAGUGAAAUCAAAAUACUGCUUUUGUUUCCAUCUGCUUACAGUGGUCUCCUAAGUAACUUAUACCUUUCCCCCAUUCUUUUAUAAAGUUUUUGUCCUCUUGGGUUCUGAGUUUUCCAGUCAGUUUUUCAUAUACGGAGCAACAGCCGCCCGGAUGCUACUACCCCAGAGAUGGAAAAAAAGAUAAAGUCCCUACUCAAGAGAAGAAUGGCAAACCAAGCUGAUGAACUAUGCCGAGAUGGCAAAACUGACUAGCAAAACCCCUUUUAAAGCCAUUCAAGUUGCACUGAAGUUGCACAGCUAUGCACUGUCUUUUAAUGGUGUAUCUAGGUGCGUUCUGUAUCAUAUGAAGAGAAGGCAUAUUUCUUUGUAGUGAUGGUUGAAAUGGCCACGAUGGUCGCAACAACAAAUAAACUGAAAAACACAAUAUAGCUAUGUCCUCUAUCUGUGAGGACACAGAGAGAGUGUUUCUCACAAGAGUUCUCCCUAGCAAAGUUACAGGAAAACUCUGUGAGCAUCGGCUCCUACCCUGCACCUAUCUAGCAAUCGUGAAUUGUUGGUUUUGACUGCACUUUACAUAUCCCACCCUUCCUCUCCCUGACAGGGCCUAUUUUUGAAAAUGUAAAGCCUAGAGGUGGGAAGGCCUGGAAAACCCCCCAGAAAAAUAGGGGAAAAAACCCCACCCCCAAUUUUUCUGGUUUUUCUCCAGUCCUUCCCAUCUCUUGAAGCCUGCUCCAGAGGGCUCUCGUUCUGUUUGGAUGAGCACACAGGAAGCAGAAUUGCGGAAUCACAUGCCUGCAUGUGCUAACCCUACCUGGUUGCUCUUAUGUCUUGAUUAGCAGCCUCGUAGCUGGUUGUCUUUUGGGUAUUUCAAAAGACGAAAAAAACUGUGGCUUUGAAACCAGUGAUUGAUUCAAAAUUGCAUCUGCUUGUUGUAAAGCGUAGUAAAGGAUGGCUCAGUUGGUUAGAGUUUGGUGCUGAUAAUGCCAAGGUUGCAGGUUUGAUCCCUGUAUGGGACAUCUGCAUAUUCCUGCAUUGCAGGGGGUUGGACUAGAUGAUCCUCAGGGUCCCUUCCAAUUCUGUGAUUCUAUGACUUAAGACCUGCUCCUUCAGACUUGGGAACUACCAUGCAAUUUUUUUUCUUCUUUAUGAUAUCAUAUAAUCAUAAAGUUGGAAGAGAUACCCUGAGGAUCCUCUAGUCCAGGCAUAGGCAAACUCGGCCCUCCAGAUGUUUUUGGCCUACGAUUCCCAUCAUCCCUGAUCACUGUUCCUGUUAGUUAGGGAUUAUGGGAAUUGUAGGCCAAAAAUAUCUGGAGGGCCGAGUUUGCCUGAAUUCUAGUCCAACCCCCUGCAAGGCAGGAAUAUGCAGCUGUCCCAUACGGGGAUCGAACCUGCAACCUUGGCGUUAUCAGCACCACACUCUAACUAAAUGAGCUAUCCAGGCACCUUAAGAGGUGCCCAGAUGCAUAGCAAACAGACCAGCUUCCCCAGAUCUUCCCAUCUGUUCCAGACCAGCCUUGAACCCGGAUUCUGUUGCCGAAAUAGUAUAAUGGAAUGUGAUACUUGAUUCAGUUUUUGGUUUAAAGAUGGAAAACUGUGGUUCUAGUCCUCAUUAAGAAGGAGCUCUGUGGUUCAGCUUCUGUCUCUACAGUACUUGACUGUCAUAUGGGUUAGCUGUCGUUUUCAGCGAAGGAAGGUUCAAGAACCAAUUGGUGCCUGGAACGGCAUGGAGGUUUUGCCAAAAAUCGUCUUGUAGUUCCUCGGACUUGUUUCCCUCUAAAUCUCCAGCACCCUUUAAUUCUGGUUUAGUGUGUUGGGUUUGCCUAUGGGGAAAUCUCUGCUCCAAUCCCUGCUUGGUUCUGCGGCCUGUAAGGUAUGUGCUGGGCAGCAAUUCAGUAUUUCUUUUUCCCACCCUAGCCUACCUCUCAAGGUUGUUGUGAGGAAAAAUGGUGCUCUUAGUCUCUCUGUGCUCUGAAAACAGGCUUUCUAUAACCUUCCGUGUUCUGCGGGUCAAAGAUUUGGUCGGGUAGUUUUAAAGCAUUACCUCAGCUCAACAAAAAACUUUAAUCAUCAACCAAUCUGAUACUUAUGUUAGCUCCGAAAGUAAAUAGUUACAACUCUUUAGUGUGGAAACAAUGAAAUUGCCUUUUAAAAAUGUAGCUGUUAAUCUAAGGGUUAUUAUGACUCAAUUUAUAAUGUGCCAACAAUUUUGUGCAAAGUUUAAAAAGCAAGACAGUAUAUUCAUUUAAUCUACCUUUUUAAACAAUGUUAGAGAAGAUAUAAAUGAGAACGCUUUCCCUCUUGGCUCAAAAGCCCAGAUCUGCCUGCAGUUGCAAAAUUAAUAAGAAAGAAGAAGAGGAAAAUUAAACUGAAAUAACACGUAGCUGUGUCUAUUUAAAAAGCAAAAAGCCAGUUUUUAAAGCUGCAAGCCAGUUCCUUCAAAGCAGCUUCAUGGAAUAUUUUUACAAUAUUUGACAAUUAGCCCUACCUGUUCUCAGUCGCAGUUCCCUUGGGGUGACCCGGGAGGCGAGUUCAGAAGCUGCCCUCCUUUAACCCACAGAUAACAUUGUUUACUACAUUUAGAUCUCGCCUUUCCGCCAGUGAGCUCAAGGUGGUGUCUACCUGGUUCUAAAAAAGACUUGGUUAAAAGUGCACCAUCAGAAAUUACUUUUCAGCAAAUAUUUUUGUUCACAGGUUUUCAAAAUAUGCAGGCAACAAAGGUUCAAGCAAAUUCACAGUACAACUGUUGCAGUAGUGGACAACAUGAAGUCAAGGAUGUUACAGUUUUGCAGUGGAAAUGAUUUAUUUGUUGUAAAAUAACAGCCAAACAACAUUGUUAUUGAUCCGUGCGGGUUUUUUAUUUUAUUUUUUGCUACCCAGCCCGAUGAUGAAAUUGCGGAGGGUUAGAAUUCCCCUGCCCCACUGGGACCCCUGUCUUUUUGUUGGUGGGGGGCUUGGAGGUCUCUCCCUUGUUAUUUUGAUCCUGCUCUCUGAACUUUUGGAGACUGGAGGCUGGUCUUACUUCUUCACUCAGGCUAAGAGGGGAUUAGCCCAUAUAAGGAGAAAACUAUGCUCUUCUCUAUUUUUCCCUUUCUCCCUUUCUCUUCCUUCUCUCUCCGCUCCUGCCCUUCAGCCAGGUUUCCUCCCCUUCCCACCUCUCUGCCCCGUCUUUACCCAUCCUGUGCUUGCAUUCCUCUGCCCCACUGCCGCCUCCAUCCAUGCCCCCCUCCAAAUACCAGCAAGAUUUCCCCUAUAACUUUUUCCCCCUGCCAAUGCAUUCCUGAGGGCUGGGCACGGAGGGGAUUGUGUGUGCUCCAGCAAAGGGUGGGUGGAAAAAGGAAAAGGACUGGUGCGCAGCUGCAGUCCUCGGCAGAUUCGGGAUGAUUGGUACAUCUGGCACAGCAUCGCUGACUCUGACCGGCAGCAGCAGCAGCUCUCCAGGGUGUCAGGCAGGGGGUGUUCCUAGCCCUCCCUAGAAAUGCCAUUGGGAAUGGAACCAGGGAUCCUUCUAUAUGCUAAGCAGAUACUCGGCUAUCUGUUGGCCCAUCUAGCUCAGUGUUGUCUGCACUGAUUGGCAGCAGAUACUCGGAGUUGCCAGGGAUUUAACCCGGGACUUUAUGCAUGUAAGACAGAUAGAUGCUCUACACUACAAAGCUGUGCCCCUUUACUGGUUCACACCAUUGGUCCAUCUAGCUCAGCACUGUCAACACAGGCUGGCAGCAUCUAUCCAGGACUUCAAGCAAGGGCCCUACCUGGACUUGCUGGGGAUCAAAACUGGGACUGUCUACACUAUUAUUAUUAUUAUUAAUAUUAUUAUGCAAAGCAGAUGCUCUGGCACAGAACCACAGCCCUUCUCUCUCCUCCCUACCUAGCCAGGUAACAAGGCCAACCCCCAAGGAGUGGGGAGAGAACAGCUUAAGUCCCUUUUCAGCCAGGUGGGGUGGAAGAUAAGGAGUUCUGAGUCUUUACCUGUUUGGAUCUCCUCCCUCCCUCCCUUGCUUGGGGCUCACCUGUUCACCCAGCUAGCUGGCAAAGGGAAGGCCGACUGGCACACCUGCACAAUCUGCCUCCCGGAUCCUGCCUGCCACUGCCUCGGCUGGCACAGGGCAAGGUGCUGGCUGGGUGCCACCCUCCUCGGGUUGGCUGGUUUGAAUGCCUCUUUUGUCUCCCAUUCACCUUGAAUCAAGGGCUCCAGGUUGUGGCCGCCCCCUUUGGGCGGGGAGGAGGAAAUGUGGGGUGUGGCAGGCCGCUUUUACUUCUGGGGGGUGUCUCCCUGCAGAUGGGAAUGAGGGUGGGUUAAGUUCCUGAAACACUUCCCCUCCCCCUCCCCAUACCGCUAGUGGGGUGGAUUAUAGAAUUUUUGUAGGGUUUGGGCUUUUUCUUCUAUUCCAGGAGGGGGUGAAUGGUUUUUAUCAUCAAUAUGUUAAAUGAUUUUUAAAAAUAAAAAAUAUUGUUUUAAUAUAAGACCGAGAGACAGGGACUGGCUCAAGGUCAUUCAGAGGGGUUCGUGGCUGAGUGGGGGAUUCGAACCCUGGUCUUCCAAGUACUCGCCCUGUGCUCUUAAGUGGGGGGGGGGGAGAGGCACCACACUGGCCCUGUCAGUUUCAUUAAUUUCAGCGGGGUGUUUGCUCUGAUCCAUGGGUAGGCAAACUAAGGCCCGGGGGCUGGAUCCGGCCCAAUCACCUUCUAAAUCUGCAGCGAGUUUUUACAUGAGUAGAAUGUGUCCAUUUAUUUAAAAUGCAUCUCUGGGUUAUUUGUGGGGCAUAGGAAUUCAUUCAUUCCCCACCCCCCCAAAAAAUAUAGUCUGGCCCCCCACAAGGUCUGAGGGACAGUGGACCCAGCCCCUGCUGAAAAAGUUUGCUGACCCCUGCUCUAAUUAGAGGUUUUCAACCUUUUUGGGUCCACGGCCCCCUGGACCAACUGCAUUCUUUCUGCGGCACCCCUGUGGGGCUCAGGAGCCCAGUUGCGUCACCCCUUGCCUACAGAGCUGGCAGCCCCUCACCCUUUUUCAAACACACUCCCUGGUGGAGUGUUCCCUCUUCCUCCUCUCCCCUCUCCUUGGGAGUCCUCUGGGCAGCUACAGCUGCCGCCCCUGGUGUCUGAGCCUCUGCCCCUGCCCCAAAGAGGGGUGCCUCCUCACACUGCCCCAUGGGGGCCUGAGAAGCACCCCAUGGCCAGGCCCAGAGGCACCAUUCACCUGGGGAGCUUGUAGACAGGGCUGCUGUAACAAACAGCUGUGCAAGCCUUUGGGAGGCAGAUAAACAAGAAGGAAAGAGGGACUGAGGCCAGUGUGGCCUGUGGCACCCCUGACCAACAUUCAAGGCACCCCAGGGUGCCACAGGACACUGGUUGAAAACUGAUAUAGAAAAAUAAGGAUUGUUGGCUUUUGCUGCCCAACUCUCCAAGGGACUGAGUCCCCUAAGUCCAUGAUCCGUCAGAGAUGAAUGGAUGGAGGCAGAAGGCAGUGAAAGCAAGGCAGAUCUUUAUUUUUCUGUUGUAACAGAGCUCCCUCCCCUCCAAGCAAGGAGGCAAGAGAGACCUAGAGCUCAGAAGAAACAUCUCUUUUAAGUGUUUACGUUUUGGCGUGGAGAAGCAGGACAUCCUCUCUACAAACAGUCAGAAAUUACCUCUCACAUAAAGUGGGGUAGCUGUGGCUCAGGCAGGCCAAGGUGUGUUAUUUCUGAGGAUUUAGCAAGUUUUACAUAGUUCCAGACACAGUUUACACAAAACAUUAGCAUUUGAUAAGACCAUCAGGAUGCCAGCAGACAAUGACAAUACAAAGGAGGUUUAUAGAUAUAGGAAAGGAAUCCCUUCAGGAACUUCCGCUGAUUGCUAUCUGCCUACCUGUUCUCGGGCAAAGAGGACUAAGGAGGCAGAGGAAAUAUUAGAGCCCUUAAGAGAGCCAAGAUGGUUUUAGGAUUGCUCUCCUGUACUAUUUUAGACAUGUGACUUUUAUACUUACCUAUGUGUGUUUACCUUGUGCAAUUAUCAACAUUUAUUCCAUACUGUCAAACCUCAGCUCCCAAACGCCUUGGGAGUCAAUAAAAAACCCAGAAGUGAGUGUUCUGGUUUUUGAACGUUCUUUCGGAAGCCGAACAUCCGACGGGGCUUCCACGGCUUCCGAUUGGCUGCAGGAGCUUCCUGCAGCCAAUCUGAAGCUGCGCUUUGGAAUUCGAACAGACCUCCGGAAUGGAUUCUGUUAGACUUGCGAGGUACAGUGGUACCUCUAGAUGUGAACAGGAUCCGUUCCGGAGCCCCAUUUGCAUCUAGAAGCAAACGUAACCCGUGUCUGUGCGCGGGACACGUUUUGGCGCUUUUGCACAUGCGCGUGACGUCAUUUUGAGCGUCUGCGCAUGCGCAAGCGGCGAAACCCGGAAGUAACGCGCUCCGUUACUUCCGGGUUGCCACGGAGCGCAACUCGAACACGCUUAUCCCGAAGCACAAUCAACCCGAGGUAUGACUAUGACUUUAUUUGAGACCUUAGAAUUCCUAUAACAAAACCGAGUAAAGCUUAGUUGAAAAUCACUCACAGGUCACUAUAGUGGUACCUCUGGUUAAGUACUUAAUUCGUUCCGGAAGUCCGUUCUUAACCUGAAGCUGUUCUUAACCUGAAGCACCACUUUAGCUAAUGGGGCCUCCUGCUGUCACCGCGCCGCCAGAGCACGAUUUCUGUUCUUCUCUCUCUCCUGCUGUUGUCCAGGAGAACUAAGUGGAACCUCCAGGGUGAGGGCAGUGUACCAGAGUCUGGGAACGUACCAUUCUCAAAAGGAGGGGUGGCUGGCUCCCUCCCCCUGCACCCUAUCCUUCUGGAGCUCCUGCCUGUGUGGGAUGCAGAUCUUGUUCCCAGGAUGCUCAGCUACCUCCAGCCUCUGUGAGUCCGAGUCCAGGAAUGCCUGCUUGUAGUGGGAGAAGGAAGUGGGUGGGAAUCCCUUUGGAAUUCCAGCCUGGCUAAUUCGAGUUGAUGAAUUAAGCACCACUCACUGAGGCUUGGCUUUGUUUAGCAAAAGGGCAGUGGUGGUAAAUGGUCACAGUCUUGUACCUGGAUCACACCAAUGCACACUCUCCAGCUGUAACUGCCCAUCUUUGGACUCCCCUUCUCCUUCAUUUUGGGGGUGCAUGUUUUACUACCCCCUCCACCCCCCCUCAAAAAAUGCAAGCUGCAAAACUUGAAAAAAAUAUAUAUAAGGGAAUUCUUUUCAAAGUCCCAUAAGAACGGAGUCUUUUUGAAAAGAGGGUGGUGUGGGGAGAGAAACUCAGUUGUGCUUUCUUUUUCUUUUACGAGGUUCUCCCAGAACUGGUACAAAGGGCAAAAAAUGAUUUGUGAAUGCUUAAAAACAAAAGGAAACUUAAAGGCAGUUGUGAAAUUAAACUCAGAGCUUGAAUGCAGUAAAAGUCUGGGGGGAAAGUUUUCCCCACUCACUUUUUACGUACAGUGGUACCUCGGGUUACAUACGCUUCAGGUUACAUACGCUUCAGGUUACAGACUCCGUUAACCCAGAAAUAGUACCUCAGGUUAAGAACUUGGCUUCAGGAUGAGAACAGAAAUUGUGCUCCGGCAGCGCGGCAGCAGCAGCAGCUGGAGGCCCCAUUAGCUAAAGUGGUACCUCAGGUUAAGAACAGUUUCAGGUUAAGUACGGACCUCCGAAAUGAAUUAAGUACUUCACCCGAGGUACCACUGUACUUCUUAUUCCAGUAUGAAAUUGUGUUUGCCUUUCAGGGUUGAUGGGAUAUAUUAAAAAAAUGUUGACUCUGUGCACACCACAUGUUUAAAGCACAUGGCUUUUUCCCUAUGAAAAACAAAUCUUGGGAACUGUAGUUCACCCUGUCACGGCACCCUAGUUCCUGGCACCCUUCAUAAACUAAGUUCUCAGGAUUCUUUUUUUUUUUUUUUGCAGGGGAGUCCCCAAAUCCCACUGCAGGGCAAAUGGAGGGCAGGUGGUGGUUUUAGCUGCGGUGUAGGAAGAGGGUUAUAUCUGGCGGGAGUAGUCUAAUAGAUACACAGCUAGAGAGGUCUGGUUUGAAGCUUGCUCCGGCUUGGCCUACCUUCCAGGGCUGUUAGGAGGAUAAAAGGGGACCACCUCAUGCUCCUUGGAGGAAGAGCUCUUUCAUUUUUGAAAAAACUACUACAUUAUAAGGUCUAGUGAGGUUAAAGGUAAAGGGACCCCUGACCAUUAGGUCCAGUCGUGGCCGACUCUGGGGUAGCGGCGCUCAUCUCGCUUUAUUGGCUGCGGGAGCCGGCGUACAGCUUCCGGGUCAUGUGGCCAGCAUGACUAAGCUGCUUCUGGCAAACCAGAGCAGCGCACUGAAACAACGUUUACCUUCCCACCGGAGCGAUACCUAUUUAUCUACUUGCACUUUGACGUGCUUUCAAACUGCUAGGUUGGCAGGAGCAGGGACCGAGCAACGGGAGCUCACCCCGUCGUGGGGAUUCGAACCGCCGACCUUCUGAUCAGCAAGUCCUAGGCUCUGUGGUUUAACCCACAGCGCCACCCGCGUCCCUUCUAGCGAGGUUACGUGUCUGCAAAAACCUGAGCCUAGGUUACACCUAUCCAUAUCAGCCUGUAGGCAUAGGCCGCUGGUGUUUAUACUGUCACCAGAAAAUAGGCAGUGCCUUUUUUUAAUGGCAAAACUCCUCAUCUAAAAGGAGACAAGUGUCCCCCAAAUUUAUCGGUCGGAGACGAAUGAGCGCAGGCAGUGAAAGCAAGGCUGAUCUUUAUUAAGAGUUCUGGUAACAAUACAGCCAGACAACAGAAAAUUAAGAAAUGCGCAUCUGGGUGAAAGGAAGGUCCCUUGUCUGAAAGCAUCGAAGGCUCCUUGCGUCGGCUGCUCCAACAUCUGGAUUUUGCUUCUCAAGGCACUGCUCCCUGUUGCUCUCCACUCCUGGUCUGGGAAAACAGCGGCGUCUUGGCCCCGCAGAGUCCUGCUUGCCUCCAGCUGCCUCUCCACCUAGCUAACUCCCUGCUUUAAAUUGAGGCCCUGUUUUUCUAGGCCGGCCGCUCGUAACCGUUAAUUUCCUGCCCGGCGGGGGAGCGUGAGCUGGGGCCGCAGCAUGUCCUGUUCUUCCCAGGGCGUAGGGCAGCCCAGGACGCCGAAUUCUCCCUGCGCGCUCCUCUUGGAAUCCGCUCUGCGGCUCCCAGCAACCUCUGGCCGCAGAGCGGGGCUGGCCUGUCAGCAGGGCCCGGAGGGCUGCCUCUGGCCUCCACCCUCCCUGGGCUGCUUACGUGGCCUUGGGGUCUCUCUCUCUCUCUUUGUGUGUUCACAUUUGACGACUGCCCUUCCUACCCCCCCAAGUUGAAAUCGCUUCCCCCCACCCCUCAAAACCAAAACCUUUCCAAGCAUUUCACAUCCGUCUGCCUCAGACCCCUGGAAGCCAGGCAAGUCCGAAGUUUCUGCCUGUUUCGUUUGUCUGUUGGGUAGGGGUGACGGUUGUGCAGCCUUCAAGUGCUUGCGAAAGGUCCCUGGUAGGACUGGGAGGGACUCCCUGCCGGAAAUCCAGCAGAGCUGCUGCCAGUCAGUGUAGGCAGUACUGAGCUAGAUGGGCCAGUGGUCAGACUUGCUAUAAGGCGCCUUCCAAUGUUCUCACUCGGGAAAGGGAUUUAGCUCAGUGGUAGAGAGCAUCUGCUUGGUAUGCAGGGGAUCUCCAGGUCGGCCUUGCUUCAUAAAGCGCUGGAGAGCUGCUGCCAGCCAGUGUGGUCUGGCUUUGUAAAAGGCUUCCCCCCUGGAGUGUAGGAGGAGAGCUGGCUGGGAGAGUAGACCUGGCAGGGGCCGUGGUAGUACCAGCCAGCCCUCUUGUACAUCUGCUCUUCCCGAUAUUCAGAGGUAGACUGCCACUGGACCUGCAGGUUCUACUGCCUAAUAGUGGCUAAAUGGUCCCUUCUCCAUGCGUUUGGUCUAAUACCCUUUUAAAACCGGUGACCUUCGCUCAGCACAUCUUGUGACUGCAAAUCCUGUAAAUUAAUGAUGCAUUGGGCAAAGAUUGUUCCCCCCCUCUUUGCUCGUGUAUAUAGAGGACUGAUUGGGUGGCAAACCAUGAAGGGUAUGCCCCCCCCCUCUUUUCCGAGUGGGCUGGAGAAACUCGGAGCAGGGAGCUCAUCUCUUGGGUAUUUUAAGGAUGCAUCAAAGCUGUGCGGAGAGUUUUGAAGUGGGUCUGUGCCUCUUCUUGGGGCUCUGGUGUGCCCUGGCUCUUUCCAGCUGCUGCAGCAGCUGUUUGUGACCUCUUGCCUUCAGCAUCCAAAGGGAAAUGCCGCGGUGGACUCCCUCCCUUGUUGCUUGGCUUGGCACUGUCCUUCCCGGUCUAACUGUAGCUGUGCCAGUGGCCAGCCAUGCGAGGGAGAAUAGGGUGGAGAGAGAGAGCCCUAGUGGGUGAUGGACAGAUGUUUUCACCAUUGAUUGCCUCACAUGCCACAUGAGCAGGAACUGUUUUCCAGGCUAGGUGGGCAAAAUGGGUCCCCAGUUCUUUCUGCACCAACAGGAAGACCCCAGCGCACAUCUUACAACUCUUUGUUGCCUUGGGCUUCUGCCUCCCCACACUGCCCCCCACAAAAGAGCACUUCUAUUUGCGGUGGUUUUAAGUUUAAAAAAAACUUAUUUAUUUUUUUUUUUAAAUUAUUAUUUUCACAUUUAUACAUUUCACUAAUUUUACAAUCACUAUAACAUUUCGAAACUUGACUUCCUUCCCCCUCUUUCUGCGGUUCCUUAAAUUCAUUUUUAAUAUCUUCUGCCUAUCCAACUUUACUUAAUUUGCUCAUUUAUUCCAUCUACUUUAAAUAUAUACUCUUAUGAAACUACAGGUUAUUAGAAUAAUCCCACCAAUGUUCUUAUCUGUAUACAAUUUAUCUAUUAAAUAUUCAAUAAACCAUUUCUAUUCUUUUAUUUUAAAAAGUUUGUUAUCUUGAUUUCUUAUUCUUCCAGUAAGUUUCACCAUUUCUGAGUAUCCUGUAAGUUUUUGUAUCCAUUCUUCCUUUGCUGGGACUUCUGCUUCUUUCCAUUUUGGGGGCGAGUGACAUUCUUGCCACUGUAGUCGCAUACAUGAAUAAGUUUCUAUACUGUUUAGCUAGUUCUGUCCCUAUAAUUCCCAUUAAAAAAACCUGUUUUUAAGACUACUUUUUUAAUGGUUGUAAUCUGUUGAAUGUUGGAAGUUUCGGGACCAAUAAAAGAGAGAACUUCACACAAGCACAUAGUUAAAACUUUGGAACUCCCUGCCACAGGGACCUAGAUGGCUUUAAAAGAGGAUUAAAUAAAUUCAUGGAGAAGUGGCCUAUCGAGAUGGUUAUGCUCUGCCUCCAGUCAGAGGCAUCAAUGCUUCUGAAUCUGUGGACCAUAAUUUACUAUGUCUGCGAAGAACACUUACAGCUGGAAUUCAGAUUGUUGUACUAUGGUUGACCUCUGGGACUCCCUGCCACAAGAGGCAGUGAUGACCACUAACUUGGAUGGCUUUCAAGGAAGACUAGACAAAAUCAUGGAGGAGAGAGAGGGCCAUUCAAGGCUACUAGCCACGGUGGCUCUGCUCUGCUUCCACGGUCAGAGGCAGCGAUGCUACUGAAUCCCUGUUUCUGGAAACCGCAAGGCAAGAAUUGCUCUUGUGCAAGUUUUCCAUUGAGGCACCUGGCUGGCCACUGUGAGAACAGGAUGCUGGCCUAGAUGGGCCAUUGGCCUGACUGAGCAAGCUCUCCUUCCAUUCUUGUGUCUGCAAUAUGGGAAUCGCAAUGUUGAACUACCUUACAUGCUGCCUGGGGCUGAUGGGAGUUGUAGUUCAAAACAUCUGGAGUGCGGCAGGUUGGGGAAGAUUAUUCUGACUGCAGUGCCAACUCUCCUCUUAUCUGUAAAGGUAGGGGCAAAGGACCCCUGGAUGGUUAAGUCCAGUCAAAGGCGACUAUGGGGUUGCAGGGCUCAUCUCGCUUUUAGGCCGAGGGAGCCGGCGUUUGUCCACAGACAGCUUUCUGCGUCAUGUGGCCAGCAUGACUAAACCGCUUCUGGCGCAACGGGAUGCUGUGAUGGAAACCAGAGUGCACAGAAACACUGUUUACCUUCCUGCUGGAGCGGUACCUAUUUAUCUACUUGCACUGGUAUGCUUUCAAACCACUAGGUUGGCAGGAGCUGGGACAGAGCAACGGGAGCUCACCCUGCCGCGGGGAUUCAAACCGCCGACCUUCUGAUCAGCAAGCCCAAGAGGCUCAGUGGUUUAGACCACAGCGCCACCCGCGUCCCCUCUUAUCUGUGUGCUUGUGUGUGUGUGUGUGUGUGUGGGAGAGAGAGAGAGAGAGAGAGAGAGAGAGAGAGAGAGCGCUGUUGUCAGCUGUGAAGUUGAGUUGUGUAUGUGUGUUGGCAAUCUCUGCAGAUGCUGCAGGAAAUGUCUUCGCUGUUCCCAUCGCUGCCUUUCCUCCAUAUUCCGUCUCUGAAUCCAGUCAUUCCAGAGAGCAGCCUCUGCAGCUCCCUUCCUGACUCAGACAAAAGGGGUCAGGAAAUGCAGCUGUGGCGAGGCUGAAUGCUGGGAAGCAUGACCCCUUACUCCACCCCACAUCCAGGAAAUGAGACGGGGCCUGACUGCUGUACAGGGCUGGGCUGGGGGUAGAGAGAUUGAGAGAGGGAGGGUCGUGGACACGCCCAGCAGGAAGCGGGACACCCGCAGUGGUGGCUUGGCUUUGAUCGGGGGAUGUCUUUCCCUCCAGAUGUUCUCAGACCACACUUUUCCAUCGUCCCCGGCUACAGACCACACUGGCUGGGGAUGAUGGGAAUUGCAGUCCAGAGAUUUCCCUACUAGGAAAAGGUGUGCAGCCAUGACAGUUUAAAUGAGAGCCCAGGGUGGUGUAGCGGUUAGAGUGUUGUACAGCGGUACCUUGGUUCUCAAACACCUUGGUACUCAAACAACUUGGAACCCAAACACUGCAAAACUGGAAGUAGGUGUUCCGGUUUGCGAACUUUUUCGGAAGCCGAACGUGCUUCAUUCUGAGUGCCACACUUCCAUUUUGAGUGUUAUGCUGAGGUCUUUCUGUUUAUGCUAUUUAUUUUGCGUUUUUGUUUUUGCGGCUCUUUUGGUUUUCUUUUUGUGACUGUGUGGAACCCAGUUCAGCUACUGAUUGAUUGAUUGUGUGAGUGCAGUACAUUGUUUAUUGCUUUCAUUUUAUGGAUCAAUGGUCUCGUUAGAUAGUAAAUUUCAUGUCAAAUUGCUGUUUAAGGGGUUGUUUUUAAAAGUCUGGAACGGAUUAAUCCGUUUUGCAAUACUUUCUAUGGGAAAGCGCGCCUUGGUUUUGGAACGCUUUGGUUUUGGAAGGGACUUCCAGAAUGGAUUAAGUUUGAGAACCAAGGUACCACUGUACUAGGACCCGGGAGAGGCUCAGGUUCAAAUUCUCACUUGGCCUUGUGAUGUUCACUGGGUGACCUUGGGCCCAUUGCUGCUUCUCAAUCUAAAUCUACCUCACCGGGUUGUUGUGUGGGCUAAAUGAGGAGGGAGAGAACCAUGUAUGUUACCUUGCUUCCUGGGCGAAAAAAAGUUUCCUGCAAAAAAUGAAACGAAUUUAAAAAGUGGCACCAUAGCGCUUUAAACGUCUGGUGCAAAUGCAGCCCUUGCUCUUUUUUUAUUAUUAUUUUUUUUAUUUUUUUUAAUAUUUUAUUAAGGAUGCAGCCCUUGCUCUUAACGUCCAGUUUUUGUUGGUAAUUUUAAUGCUGCAAUUCCUGGAGCGGCUUGACAAUCCAUCCCCAGGGAACCAUGGAAACCGUAGUUCCGCGAGGGAGGGAAUAGGGACCUCCUAAAAGUACCCCUCGCAAACUUUAUUUCCCAGGAGCCUUUGCAGGAAGCCGUCUGUGGCUGUUCAAACCAGCACGAUACUGCUUUAAGGGUGCACUGCAGAUGGGCCUCUGGUGCCACAAAUCUGCUUGAAAAUAGAGAGAUAAACUUUAUUCGCAUUAGCCAACAGCCGCAGCAACAUAAAACAAACAGUAUAUACAAUUAAAAAGACGACAAUGGAUAAAAAGGGCAAUCAAAUGACCAAGAUUAUCGUUCAGAUAGUGGCCCUUAAUCUCAUUGCACCCUUGAUAAACCUAGCAACCUUUGCUGUUGUCCGAUCAUUUUGAUCUGAUAAAAGAAAGUGUGGCCGCAGAUGGGCGGCCUGGGAUGGUAAGUAAGAGUGGGGUAAUGAUCCCAUUCCUCAGAUCUUUAUAAAGGGGACAGGACACGAGAACAUGAGCCACUGUUUCCUGAUUGCCAUCUCCCCAGGGGCAGAGUUGUUUCACUUUUUUUUCCCUUUCAAAUAAUUUUUUAUUGUUUUCAACAUGUAAUUCUUUUUCCAACAAUCCUUAUUGUCACAUUAUAAUCCCUUUGACUCUGCCGAGUCCUGACUUCCCUCCCUCCCGAUCGCUGGUAUAUACAUCACAUACUUUUGGGGUAUAUUAUUGUCAUAACUCUACUGUUUUACAUUGGAGGUGUUAUUCCAGUCCUGCUAGUGUCUUAAUAUUUUUGUUGUUCUCCUUUAUAUAUUCAAUAAAUUUAUUCCAAUUGUUAUUGUAUCUCUGGUCCUCUUGGUCCCGGAUUCUUCCUGUCAAUUUGGCAAGUUCCGCAAAAUCUAUCAUCUUCGCCUGCCACUCCUGGAUGGCUGGUAAAUCUUCUGUUUUCCAUCUUUGGGCCAGUAAAGUUCUUGCGGCGGCUGUGGCAUACAUGAACAAGUUCUGAUCUUUUAUUUUAAUUUCUUUUCCCACCAGACCUAGCAAAAAUGCCUCUGGUCUUUUAGGAAAAGUAUACUUAAAUAUCUUAAGUUCAUUAUAGAUUAACUCCCAAAAUCUUUUUACCUUGCCACAGGUCCACCACAUAUGAAAGUAAUCUCCGUCUAUUUCCCAGAGUUGUUUCUCAGUUGGAAUCUUUUGGUACCUAUACCGCUAGAAACCACUUAACUUCAAUCCAACAUCAUUCUAACAUUCAUUAAUUUUGCAAUAUUUCUGUAAAUAGUCUUUAAAUUUCUUCCAAUCUUCUUCUACCGACUCUUCUCCCUGGUCUCGGAUUCUGCCAGUCAUUUCCGCCAAUUCCAUAUAGUCCAUCAAUUUCAUCUGCCAUAUAGUCCAUCAAUUUCAUCAGCGGUAUAGGUACAAAAGAAUGUGGAAAAAUUGGUUUUUAAUAUGUAAAAAUCUAAUGUUAUAAUAUCAAGAUUAAAGAUCAGGACUAAAAAGGAGGGAAAGGAAUUGUUGGAUUAACAAAUUGAAUUGGAAUACAAAAGAGGGAGGUAUGAGGAGGUCCGGGAAACAAGUAAAUGUAAAAGAAGUGACGAAAAGAUGGAAUUGUUUUUAACUGUUUUUUCUUUUUUCUACUUUGUAUUUUUCCUUUUUAGUGUUAAUUUUUUUUCUUUUAUUAAUGUGAUUUUUCUUCUUUUGAAACUUUAAUAAAUAUUAUUUUUUUAAAAAAGGAAUCUUUUGGUAUCUGCCCUCAAGUACGGCAGAGGGCAUCACACAAAUCGGCUUUUUUUAUCUGUUAAAGUGACCGUGACAAUCCUUGCCCGCUGCGUGCUCGGAACCAGAGGGUAGGAGAGGUUAUCCCUUCCUCUUGACCUCUGCAAGUGUUGUGUGGGGUUUGUGGUUCCCAGUUUGAGACCACCACCCCUAGGGAUUUUCCCUGCUGCCCAGGCCCGUGUGUGUGUGCCCAGCGAUGCCAUUCUUUGGGUGGAGGUCUCCUGGGCACCGUCCGAGGCUUAGUGGCAGUCGCGUGCGUGAGUCAUUGGGCUCCGUGCCGGGAGAGUGGGUGGCUGCAGGGACACUGGUCCCCUGUGUCAGCCGGGACACUGCCUCCAUUGUGUGCGCCGUCGCGUGGAAUCUUGAGAGUUUUGAGCCGAGGUGGGCCAGAGUGGGGUGGGUGGAGCCGGUCUCUACGAUACCCUUUAUCCAUCUUGGAGUGACCAUUUGCCUUUUUCGCUGCUGCCACGCCUCCCUCCCCACACAGCUGGAGGCCACGCUGGACCUGACCGAGCGGCGGCAGAUCCGCUCCGCCAUCCGGGAGCUGCGGCGGCAGGAGCUGGAGCGAGACGAGGAGGCGCUGGCAUCCAAGCGCUUCCGGACGGAGCGCUGUGCAGAACGGCAGGAGAACAAGGAGAACGUGCUGAGGUGGGUCCCGGGAACCCCUUUCUUUCCCCCUCUAAUCUGCUUGCUUAGCCUCUCCCCCCAUUACUUCUAAAUAAUUGCAGAAUCAGUUGCGGAAUUUCUAGGAUUGCGGAAUUUCUAGGGUUGUGGAAUUUCUAGGGUUGCGGAAUCUCUAGGGUUGCAGGUGGCUUUGCUGAUGUGCGUUGCCCUCUACGCACGUAUCAUGUGAAUCGGGGAAGACUCCCUUCCUGAAGCCCUGGAGAGCUGCUGCCAGCCAGUGUUGGUCUUAUUGCACUAGAUGGACCAAUGGUCUGACUCUGGAUAGUGAAGGGCUGUAGCUCAGAGGCAGAGCAUCUGCUCUGCAUGCAGAAAGGAGGUCGCUGGUUCGAUUCCUGGCAUCUCCGGGUAGGGAUGGGAAAGAAAGAUCUCAAUCUGAAAUCCCAGACAGCCUCUGCUGGUCAGUGUAGGCAGUGCUGAACUAGAUGGACCCCACUGAUCUGAUUCAGUAUAAAGCGACUUUCUAGGAAGGUUUCUGUCCCUGAUAUGCUGGAGGGGGUUAGCCAAGACACCUCCCUGCCAGCUUACUGGCCCAAUGGUCUCACAGAUCUUAGCCAUCACCCCCCACCUGAAGAUGUGUCCCUUGUGCCUUGUUCCCUACAGAUCACUGCGGCUGGAGGAGGAGCAGAAGCAGCAGCAGAAAACUCUGGACAUCCUAUCCGGGAAGUUGGAAACCAUUCAGGAUGUGGAGGAACUGACUGCUUUGGUGAGUGGCUUGGGGACCUUGUCCUCUUUUGAACGUGCCUGCCUUGGCUUUUGAAGUAGAGGGGAUAAAGAGACCGAACAAAGAGCCAAAGUCCCGUGUUCGAAUCCUGUCCCUUGCUGUUGGGCAAGCCCCAUCCUCUCUCAGUAUAAGCUGUCUCAGUUUGCAAUAUACUUGGGACUCGUUUACUUCUGAGAUUACCCCCACUCGACCGCUUCAAUCUGCACUUGUAAGAAAUGGGUUCUUUUAGUGCGGGAACUCUCUGGGAAACGCUCUGAAUUUUCAGAAGCUUGAUGUCGAUAUGAACUUCACGAUUGCAAAGUGGCAGGCUGCUGGCUUCCUUCCUGCAGCUUUUUACUUGGGUCUGAGCUGGCUGGGAGUUCUGGAUCCGACAUUCUCCAGGCUCUGGGGAGAAAACUGCCUCGUUUGUCUCUUUCCCCGGCCGCUGCUAAGUGCCUUGGCAAGGAAAGAGUGCCAUUUAGUGGCCAGCUCAUGUAACUGUCCCUGUAUUUCAGGGAUUUUGGGGGGGGGCACUUUUCCUCCAGAGGGCCACAUUCUCUCCUGGACAACCUUCUGAGGGCCACAUGCUGGUGGCGGGUAGGGCCAGAGUCAAAGUCAGACAGAGCAAUGAAUGUGCACUUUGCCUUAGGACGCUAGGCUGGUUUCUGCAGACACUCCAUUACCUCUUUCUGGCCUCCAGCCACGCAAGUAAGAGGCAUGGUUAGAGUCCCAGGUCACAUCUUGUUCCCCAUUGUCAGAAAUCGAUCUUUCAGUGAGACAGCACCUAUGGAACUCCCUGCCUCUUGAUAUCAGGCAGCCGACUUCACUGUACUCUUUUCAGAGCCCGCUAAAAACAUUUAAAAAAAAAUAGAUAAGCCCACCCAGAUGCAUAGAACGUUGAUGCGAGUUUUAAUCUGCUUAUAUUCUAUUGUUAUUUUACCUGUGAAUUUUUCCGAAUGAUAAUUUUAUUGUAUUACCUUUGAGGUAAACCAACCCCACCCCCUUUUUUUGCAAUAAAGCAGUGCCUAAAUUUUGUGAAAUAAGAAUAAUAAAAUCUCAGCUGUUCAAAAGUAUCCAGGGAAGGCGUGAAGCAAAGCUGGAGAGGGGUGUGGCCCAAGGAGAGGGGGUGUGGCUUUCGAAGAUGUGUGUCCUUGGGAAAGCACCCAGGGCUAGACGGAGAUGCCUGGGCGGGGGCAUGUUUGGUCUCUGCACCCUACCCCUUCAAUGCUGCAUCUUAGGAUGUCUGGCUGUGGCCAACAGGUCCCUCCUUGAAAAGCAAGCAGGGUCUUCUCAGUGUUGGCCCCUCCGUUUCACCAUGUGGAGAUCACCCAUGUUUCUCCUCAUUUUUUAAAAAAUGAAUAAAAAUGACACACUUGUCUAACCAGCGGGUAUUCAUGUGCAGGUUGGGGCUCACAGCAUCGAUCCUGCCUGCACCCAGUUGACCCAGAGCUGGCCUUGACUUGGGGAGAACGAGGCAGGCCUGAAGCCGGCCUGUAAAAGUGGCUGACCUUUUCUUUUCUCCCAUCAGAUGCGGGCGGCCAGUGAAUACGAGGAACGGAAACUGAUCCGUGCCGCCAUUCGCAAACUGCGUGCUGAAGAAAUUGAAGGUACGACGGGCUCUGACUUAAGGGGAGGACGAGAGACCUGAAGCCUCCCUAGGGAGUUUGUGUGUGUCUUCCAGGAAAUGUGAGGGCCGGAAAGGAGGGGGCUGGCGAAAGUGCGGAAGGAACACCUGAGAGACCAUUUUGCUUAUUUGUAUUUGUUGCUUAUUAUUGUGGCUCCUUAACAAAUUGUUUUAAAUACAGUGGUACCUCUGGAUACAAAUGGGAUCCAUUCCAGAGCCCCGUUUGCAUCCUGAAGUAAACGCAACCGGGUCGCGAUUUGCCGCUUCCGCGCAUGCGCGUGACAUAAUUUUGCCCGUCUGUGCAUGCGUGCGGGGCGAAACCCGGAAGUAACUCGUUCCGUUACUUCCGGGUUGCUGCGGAGCGCAACCCGAAAGCACUCAACCUGAAGCAACUUCAACCCGAGGUAUGACUGUAUGGCUUUUAAAAGUUGUUGCAUACCGCCCUCGGGAACAUCCAGCCGAUUGUUGGAAGAUUCAGGGCAGAUAAGAGAGAGAACCCCUUUGCACGGUACAUUGUUAAACUACGGAACUCACUUCCUCAGGAGGCAGUGAUGGCCGUUAACCUAGACAGCCAGGACUGUCUUAGGCAUAUGCGGCGCUGGGUGCAAAGAUCCACCCAGUGCCCGCCCCCCGUUGUCCAGUUCCAGGCCUCAGCGUCUCGCUGGCUCGGUCGUCCUUGAACUUGCGGCGCAGAGCCGCCCGCAGCAGAAGACCACGCCGUGGUGCUCCGACCAAUGGGUGGGUUCUUCCCUGGAUUCAACUCUCGGGCCCGGGGCUCUCGGCCUGGCACCCCUGAGAGCCCGGCGCCCGGGUGCCCCGCACCCCUAGUGCCUAUGGGUAAGACAGUCCUGUAAAGGGACCCCUGACUGUUAGGUCCAGUUGUGACCGACUCUGGGGUUGCAGCGCUCAUCUCGCUUUACUGGCCAAGGGAGCUGGUGUACACCUUCCGGGUCAUGUGGCCAGCAGGACUAAGCCGCUUCUGGCGAACCAGAACAGCGCACAGAAACGCUGUUUACCUUCCCGCUGGAGCGGUACCUAUUUAUCUACUUGAACCUUCACGUGCUUUCGAACUGGUAGAUUGGCAGGAGCAGGGACCGAGCAACUGGAGGUCACCCCGUCACGGGGAUUCGAACCCCCAACCUUCUGAUUGGCAAGUCCGAGGCUCCGUGGUUUAACCCACAGCGCCACCCGCGUCCCAAGACAGCCCUGUAGACUGCUUUAAAAGAGGAUCAGAUAAAUUUGAGGUAGUGGAGGUUUUCAGUGCCUACUAGCCAUGAUGCCUCCACUAUUGGAAGCGGCAAGGCUUCUGAAUGCCAGUUGCUGGAAACUGCAGAGGGGGAGAAUGGCUCUUGGGUGAGAAUCCUGCUUGCGGGUUUCCCAGGUGAGGCAUCUAGUUGACCACUGGGAGAAGAGGAUGCUGGACUAGAUAGGCCAUUGGCUGGAUCCAUGCUGGUGGUGGGCAGGCCUGGGCCCCACCCACCUGUCAACUAUGCAGAAAAGCAUGCCGCCCAGCCAAUUGGCCGUGAGGACAGCUGCGGGGCAUGCUGAUUGGUGCAUUCCUUGGCCGCCGCCAUUCAGUUGGGUGGCAGCGGGCAGAAGGAUGGUGGGAACAGCUGAAGAGCGUGCGGGUCUGUGGCGGGGAAGAGGAUCCGCUGGCCGGAGGAGAGGCAGCACGGGGGCCUUGCGGAAGUCAGUUGAGGGCCGCAUGCGAGGAGUUGCAAAUACGUGCAAGGAAGCAAACCUCCAGAGGCGAAACCUGCUUUAUUUAUUCUCUUCCUCUCUCAAGCUGCAGCUUUGGCGGGGAAAGCUUACUAUAACCGGCGGGAGACGGAUGAGGCCCUGGCGGUCAAAGGAAGGGAAGGAAACACAGCGGACGGGGACAUCUCUGAGGUGAGCGGAAGUCAUGUGCAAAAAGAAGGUCACAAACGUACAAAUCAGCUCUUCUCUCUGCCUCUCCUCCAACCUCCCACCCUCCACCCAUUCCAUUCCUCAUGCACUUCACCUUGUAAUGAAUUCUUUCACAGAUUGGCCGAAACAUUGUGAGUCUAAGUAAAGUAAGGACCCUGACCAUUAGGUCCAGUCGUGGCCGACUCUGGGGUUGCGGCGCUCAUCUCGCUUUACUGGUCGAGGAAGCCGGCGUACAGCUUCCGGGUCAUGUGGCCAGCAUGACUAAGCCGCUUCUGGCGAACCAGAGCAGUGCACGAAAACGCCGUUUACCUUCCCGCCGGGAAGGUGCACUUUGAGGUGCUUUCAAACUGCUAGGUGGGCAGGAGCAGGGACCAAGCAAUGGGCGCUCACCCCGUCGCAGGGAUUCGAACCACCGACCUUCUGAUCGGCAAGUCCUAGGCUCUGUGGUUUAACUCACAGUGCCACCGGCGUCCCAUAGUGCCACCCGCGUCCCAUGUAAUUCUUAAGUAUGCAACGUGAAAUAGUGCGCAUUUGGAGUUUGUGAAAUUUAAAGAAAAAGGAAUGUGACACUGAAAAAAAUAGGGGAAAACAGGGCCCCUGCAUAUCAUAUAAAGACCGUCUAUUUAAAACUUUUUCUUAUGAGGCAAUAAUCGAUAUUUUUAUUUAUAGACAUAUUUAUGGACAUAUUUAAAGCCGAUUUUGCAGGGGCCCCCUCACCUGCACCCCUGGUGGGAGCCUUCCUCACUACCCCCUAGCUAUGUCCCUGCCGGGAAGCUGCCUUAGAUGUAGUCAGACCCCCUGAUCCAUCCAUCCCAAUAUUGCCUACACUGACUGGCAGCAGCAGCGGCUCUCCGGGAUUCCAAGCAUGGAUUUUCUGCCUGCCCUACGUAGAGAUGCCAUUGGUGACCGAACCUGUAUCGUACUGCCUGCAAAGCAGGCCCCCAGGCCACCUGAGCUGUGGCUGUCCUGGUGUUGUUGCACAGCUAAUGGGGUCAGGGACAGUGGGAGUUUUAGCUUGGAGGGCCACAGAUUCCCCUCCUCUCUCCUAGGAGGUCUGGGGUGAGCCGAGGGGUGUGGUUUGCAGGGGUUCGCCUUGGAAGGGCCGUUGGUUGCUGCCGUUUCGGUCCUUGUUCAGUUUGGCAGGACUCUGGGCUCACCCGCGAGCAUCGCGCCCUGCAGGGUUUGUGGGAAAUGCAGCGUUGCAGAUUUGGGUUUCCCGAGCAGUGGUGUGAGUUGUCCACUAGAUGGCAGUUUUCUCCCAGGGAAAAAAAAGAGAGGAAGAUUUCGGUCUAGCCAGGUCCUUGCUUAGAAGCUUGUUUCUGAUGAAGGGUGUCUGGAGUUGCCAUGCUCACACACCCCUCCAACUCACCCCCCAACCUAGAUGGACGCAGAAACAUUUGUCUUCCCUCCGUGGGGUUUUGCUCACUUUGAACUCCAAUCCAUGAAGACGGGCAAAUACAUAUAUAUAGAGAGAGAGGGAGAGAGAUAUUGCAUCCUUAUUCAAUCAUGGUGAAUUUUUAAAAAGAGAGCUGUGUUCUACAUUUAAACUGGCACAUGCUGCGGCCCCAAUCCAAAUCACUGCCUUCCUCCGCCAGGUUGCUUUUUGGAAAAGACAUGGGGCAUGGGUGGGGGGGCCCUACGGUAGUUUUGGACGUCAACUCCCUCCAGCCCACCCUCCCCCCCCCCCAGCCGAGUUGGAAGCUGCAAUCCAAAAAUGGCUGCACUGACUGUGGCCGAUGGAAGUUGUAGUCCGGGAACACCUGGAGGGCACUGGAUGCUUGUCGAAGGCUGCCUUCAAACAGUCGUGCGGGUGGUCUCUCCCCUGUUGCCGCCCCCCGUGCAAAGCCCCCUCUCAAAUUUCUCCUCCCUCCACGCAUCCCCCCCCCCAAAUUCCCACAUUCUGUUCAGCAUCUUUGAAAAAGAGUCAGGGGACCGGGGACUGUGGUUGCCUAGCAACCCAGAGUUAACCUGGAUGGAUGGAUUAUUUUGAGGAGGGGGCUGCAUCUGGUUGCUUAGCAACCGCUCCCACAUAGAUGCACGCUCUGCCUAAUUGUUCGUUGUGGUAGGGGGAUCGGCUCCCUAAUUUCAACGGCUCCCAUAGUUUUGGACCCUCGUCUUGUUUUGGAGAGCAGGACCUGAGGAGAGCGUUUGGAUGGGUGUGACAAGGUAGUGUGUGUGUGUGUGUGUGUGUGUGUACACACGUCUGCUGGAUGCUGCCCUCGGCUGGCUGUCACCAAACCUUUGUCUGCCUCUCAGAUUCUUUCUCUGAGGUGCUACACCUGACCUGUUGUGUGGUGAUUUGGGGACACCUCCCUGCAGGUGAAUAAAGACCUUGCUUAAAAAACGAAAUAAAAAAACCUGGAUCCUUGAUUCCGUGCCGAUUCAGAACCCUGUCGCCUCUGGGCUUGCCGUUGCAAACGCAGGUCUCUGCUGCCACUUUGCACAUGCACAGACGCCCGUAAGGGUGAAAAGCCCAUCCUUUGGAAGCUACUUUUCUAAUCGGGCAUCGGAUCGAAAGGGUGUGGCAGUAUGCAAGUGGAUGUUUGCGGCUGCAGGUGUGCUCAGGUGAGGUCGCCGAGUCGUAUGCAGAGUGAUGCCGGCUGACGCCGCGCUCUCCCUCUCCCAUCUCUCCUCAGGUGCAAGAGCGGGAAUUGAUCAGGGCCCAGAUCCGGGAGCUGCGAAGCCAGCAGCGUCAGGACGCGAAGCCAGCAGACAUGCCGGGUGAGUCUACCUCUGCGAUCAAGGGUCGGGGAACUAAGGGUUGGGGUUUCUCUCUUCCGCCGGUCGUGACCUUCCUUCCUGUCCAUCCUUUCCGGCAGAUUCCUCCACCCCCGCGGGAACUCUCCUGUUGCUGGACCCUGUCGCCGGCCAAGCACCCGCCGAGCCACCCUCGCUGUCAGAGAGCGGGCCGGAUCCAGAGUCGAGCGCCGAGGCCAGCUCCCGAGACAGCGACUCCAGGACUGAAUCGCCUCCCGCUUCCGAGGAGGAGACGGGCACCGGCCGCAUUUCCGCUCCAGAAGACCGCGAGGGGUUGAGAGCUCCCGAAGGAGGGUCUGCUGCCAGCGAGCCUCUGCAAGGGCUGCCAGAUGCUCCGAGCGCAGUGAGCGAUUCCUCCCAGGAAGAAGAGGCUUCCCUGAAAUUACUGAGCAAAGAGACUGCGAGAGAACAGGUAUGUGGGCGCCAUUCCCCCUAACCUCACAGGAAGGGGAUGAAUAGUGCAAGUGUGGGGAGAGGUUUGCCACCCAAGGGCCACCUUCCCUUCUGGGCAACUUUCCAGGGGCCGCAUGGUGGAGAUGCGAGAGGUCAGGGGUCAAAGUGGGCGGGGCAACGAAUGCACAUUCUACAGUAGGGUAGUAUCUAUACAGCUCUCCAUCCUUCGUUUUGAGGGUCCGAGGACACAUUUUAGGCAAGCAGGAACUUUCAGGGUGCAUGUGAGGUGCUGUGUGGCCUUGGGGUGAGAGGGUGUGGCUGGUAGGGAGGGAAGAAGGCAUCAUUUGCCCUUCCGCCUAGUACAGUUGUACCUCAGGUUACAGACGCUUCAGGUUACAGACGCUUCAGGUUACAGAUUCCGCUAACCCAGAAAUAGUACCUCGGGUUAAGAACUUUGCUUCAGGAUGAGAACAGAAAUCGGGCUCUGGUGGCGCAGCGGCAGCAGGAGGCCCCAUUAGCUAAAGUUAGCUUCAGGUUAAGAAGGCCCCAUUAGCUUCAGGUUAAGAACAAUUUCAGGUUAAGAAUGGACCUCCGGAACGAAUGAAGUACUUAACCCGAGGUACCACUGUAUUUGCCACAUGUAAAAAGCAAGAGAAGAAAACAAUGUCGUUUUUGGUGGAACAGGAACUAUAGCAGAAUGGAAACACUGCUGUAACUCCCAACAUUAUUAUUAUUUUUUGCUAGAGAGGAAGCAGCCAGCAGUGGGCGGCCCUCGCUCCAGGAUCCCAAGAGGGGUUGCACUGAGAACCCCCUUCAUAAAAUGAAGGGGAAAGACCUCUGUUUUAGCAGAGGCGUUCAGUGCAACGCCAGCCCACCCCACCCAUCCAGGUCCUUGAGCCCAUCACCGUCAGAGAGGCUUGUCACCCGAUGUCAUUGCAACAGAGAGACAGUGAGGUGUAGUGGUUAGAGCAUUAGUUCCCAAAGUGGGUGGUAGGGCCCACUGGUGGGAUGGUGGGAUUACCUGGGGAGGCACUAAGAGGCAUGAAGAGGCAGCAGCUGGGGGUGGGGGCAGGUGCUGGAAGUGUAAAUAACCAUUAGAGUUUGAAAGACUGCUAUCUCUAGAUCAAGUUCAUCAAUUUGGUUGAACUAAUUCAGCUAAAUGGUUGGAGUUUGAAUAAAUGUGAACGUCAUCAUUACUGUUUUGAACUUCAGUGUGCCAUUCUCUUCCUUAACGAGCCAUGCAAACUGCUUUUCUGAAUACAGUGGUACCUUGGUUCUCGAACUUAAUCCGUUCCGGGAGUCUGUUCGACUCCCGAAACCGUUCGAAAACCAAGGCGUGGCUUCCGAUUGGUUGCAGGAGCUUCCUGCACUCAAGCAGAAACUGCGUCGGACGUUCGGCUUCCGAAAAACGUUCACAAACUGGAACACUUACUUCCAGGUUUGCGGCGUUUGAGAGCUGAUUUGUUUGGGAGCCUAGCCGUUCGAGUACCAAGGUACCACUGUAAUGCUUUUUUACAGGGUAGGGGGAACCAGAGAUGAGUUUAUGGAGCUAAGGGUACGGUGGCCUGAAAAGGUUUGGGAACCACUGAGUUAGAGUGUCGGACUAAGACCUUGGGAGAUCAAGGUUCAAAAUCCCACUUGGCCAUAUAGAAUCAUAGCAUUGGAAGGGACCUGAGGAUCAAGUAGUCCUAUCACCUCCAAUUCAGGAAUAGGAAAUGUCAGGGAUUGAACCUGCAACUUUGACGUUAUCAGCGCUUUCUCAGCCUAAACCUACCUCCCAGGGUUGUUGUGGGGAUUAAAUGAGGAGAACCAUGUGCGCCAGCCUUCAGCUGAUAGCGUAUACAGCGGUACCUUGGUUUAAGAACAGCCCUGUUUACGAACGGUUUGGUACCUCGGUUUACGAACUCCACAAAACCGGAAGUAGUGUCCUGGUUUGAGAACUUUACCUCGGUUUAAGAGCGGAAUCCGAACGGUGGAAGGGCACCGGUGGUGGGAGGCCUCAUUACGGAAAGCGCACCUCAGUUUAAGAACGAUUUUGGUUUAAGAACGGACUUCUGGAACGGAUUGGGUUCGUAAACCGAGGUACCACUGUAAAGGCAAUAAAUCGGGUGGUCAGCAGGUGGGUGGGACCUGCCUCGGGCAAAAUUUGGCCCGUGAGGAAGAGAGGGGCAGACACAGAUCUGGUGGGGUGAAUUCUGGCUGCUCUUUUGAGAUCUGCCAACCUGCGUGGCUGGGCAAUGGGUUUGAUUUUUACCCUAUUUUCUCUCCAACCUCCCGCAGGAUGCACCUCAAGCCCCAGAGCAGGAAGCAGAUGUCGUGGACAGCAGAGAAAGUGGUAAGGUCUUGAGCCAAGCAUAACAGGCUGGUGGACAUUGGCUGAUGGGUGCUGGGUUGCACUGGGGGUGCUGAGCCUAUUGAGAGGGGGGCUGCCUUUGGGAUGCUGUGGGUCAGCCUGCACUAGAUAUGCUGUUAGCUGCAGCCAGUGUGGCUGGGGAACCCUUAAACAUGAGGAUGUCGAAAUGUCCCUUCGACGGAGCCAAAGCCCUUGCUCCAUCUAGCUCAGUGUUGUCUACACUGACCGGCAGCAGCCCUCCAGUGGUUUUUGGACAGGGAUAUUUCCUUUCCAGUCCUAACUGGAGAUGUUGCAUGGCAGUGAACCCGGCACCUUCUGCAUGCAGAACAGAUGCACUACGGCUGAGCUGGUGGCCCUUUGCCAUACUUGAGCCAGAAACCUGGUCAAUCUGGCUCAGUAUUUUCUAUCUACACCAGGCAUCCCCAAACUUGGCCCUCCAGAUGUUUUGGGACUACAACUCCCAUCAUCCCUAGCUAACAGGACCAGUGGUCAGGGAUGAUGGGAGUUGUAGUCCCAAAACAUCUGGAGGGCCGAGUUUGGGGAUGCCUGAUCUACACCAACUGCCUGCGUUUCCCAGCCCUGCCUGGAGAUCUUGGGAAUUCCACCUGCGACAUUCUGCAUGCAAAGCAGAUGCUCUACUGCUGACCUAUGACCUUCCCCCAUAUCACAGGAAGCUGCUUUAUGUUAAGUCCAUCUAGCUCAGUACUGUCAACACUGACUGGCAGCAGCUUCCUGGAGUUUCAGACCAGGGCCUCUUCCUGCCCUACCUGUAGAUGCCUCUGGGGAUUGAGCCAGGCACCUUUUGCACGCAAAUUAGAUGCCCGGCCAGUGACCUAUUGGUCCACCUAAGCCAGUGCUGCCUACACUGACCUGCAGCAGCUCUCCAGGGAUUCACAACUGUACCCGGAGAUGUCAUCGGGGAUUGAACCUGGAACCUUUUGCAUGCAAAACGGAUGCAUUACCGCUGAGCUGUGUUCCAUCCCCAAGUGGCGUCCUUUCCCUUCUGCUGAAAGAGAGCUGUGUGUUCAUCAUGCAUGUACUCCCACCAGCCCCAACCGGCGGCCCACACCUUCCUUUCUAGAAACCCUACCCGUGUCUGGAAUCAUGGUGUGUGUGUGUGUGUGUGUGUGUGUGUAGUAGGCCCUGUAAGGCAUCCCAGAGCUCUCUGGCCACAGGCUGGCCUUGACGGCGUGGGGUCACUUGCUUACGAGAGUUGAGCGCGAGCCCUGGGAGAGAUAAUAAUAAUAAUUUAAUAAUUUAUUAUUUAUACCCCCGCCCAUCUGGCUGGAGAUGCCUCAUCUAGCCUUUAAUCCCGGCAACAUCCUUGCCCAAGCCUUAGACCUCGCCCUCUCUUCACCCCAGCUUCAAUUUUGGAAAAACUCCGGCCACCCCUGUCCCAUCCUCUGUCAGACUCCGCAAAGACGGGGUCAGGCCCCUCGACCCGGAUCUGCUGCAAAGGCCCUGGCCCUGGGAGACGUGCCCCUUGUUUUGGGCCCUGGGCCUCUCUCUGCGGUUGUCCUUGCAUCCCCUCCCUGCUUUUCCCCCUUCUGCCAGGCAGCGUCUAAGGCUUCCUCCAAGGGCCAUGAAAGGGAAUCUGUUGCUCCGCCAAGCUGGACCUUUUGCAUUCCUUCUCCCAAUAAGGUCAGGAACGGCUCCUCGCUCCAUCCUCAGCUGCCUUCUCCCUCCCACCCCCCACCCCGUCUUCCUUUCUCCUCUGGGCUUUGCUCUGUCCCAGUCUCUCUCCCCCCCCCCCUUGUUCCCUGGCAGAUCAAGGAGGCUCCAGGGCCCCCUUUUGCAAACACAUUCUCCCUCCACUUCGACUGAAUCUCCAAUCUUCAGUCACGUUCCUUGUUGCCUCUCUCGCCUUCUUAACUUUCCCGAAGGGUGCAGAGACUCCCAAGAGUUUGGCGAGGCCGGCUGCGGAAACCGACGGGAGGUGUUUUUUUAAAAAAUAAAAAAGCACAUUGACGUCUUUUGUUGCUCUUCUGCAGUUCAUCACCCUGGGAUCUUUCGGGAGGGAGGGCGAAUCGUAAAUCCAGUGCUUAAUAACAGUCGGAAAGGAAUAAUUAUGAAGAGUCGUCCUUUCCUCUGGCCCCAAAGUUCAGCCACAGGGCAGAAGUUGUGGCUCUUCUUGCACAACAAACACACACACACACACACCAUGGAAUGGGAACUCCUGGCAACGAGAAUUCUUACAAGUGGGGAACUGGGACAGGCUGUCCUGCUAUUGCAUGUUUUUGAAGACCUUUUGCAUCAUUAUUGUCUAUUAAGGCCAGGCACCAUCACCCCCCUUCGCAGCUAUUAUUAUGGCUGUAACUGAGUGACACGACAUCAGCCUUGCCUGCGCAAGGUCUUGAGUUCAAUCCUCUGCUGAGAAAAGACCCCUGCCUGAAUCCCUGGAGAGCUGCUGCCAGUCCGAGUGGACAGUACUGAGCUAGAGGGACCCAGUGGCCUGACUUGGUAUACGGCAGCUUCCUACAUUGAUUUUAGAAUGAAUUGAUUUUAGAAUGUAUUUUAAUUAAUUGAUAGUGAUUUUAUGUAAACUGUGUUACUUUUAUUGUUGUUAGCCGCUCUGAGCCCGGCUUCAGCUGGGGAGGACGGGAUAUAAAUAAAUUAUUAUUAUUAUUAUUAUUAUUAUUAUUAUUGCUAUUACUACUACUACUACAUUCCCCUUCAAUCUGGCCUUUUAUCCAGAACAGUGAGGACUAGAAUCUUAGCUCUUCUUAAAGCGGAAGAUGCCACAAGCUCAGUGACAGAUGGUGCCUGCUUUGUGCAUAAGUAGGUCUCAGGUUCAGUCCUCUGGGCAGGGCUGGGAAAAUUCAGCUUGGUGUUCUCGACACUGACUGGCAGCAGCUCUCCAAGGGAGAUGCCUGGAGGGGCCAUUGGGGUUUCACCUGGGGCCUUCUGCAUUCCAAGCAGGUGCUCUGCCACCAAGCUAUGCUCCUUCCCCGCUGGAGAACCCCUUUGUCUAACCCCGUGGUUCCCAACGUUGGGCGCACACCCCACGGUGGGGGGCAAUUUGAUUUCUAAGGGGGGCAAUUUGAGAAUGAGCUAUUAACACUGAAUGGCCCUUUAGGCUUCCUCCAUGUGAAUAGGAGUUCACUUUUUGAAUAAUAAGAAUUAUAUGUCACGGGGUGGGGUAGGGGUGUCAGGAUUUUAGGGAUGCUUAGGUGGGGCAUGGCCCAAAAAAAAAAAAAAGGUUGGGAACCACUGGUUUAAGCCCUUGAGAAGCUUCAGAACCUUUCUUUAACAUAGCUUCAUUUCUCUUCCCCCCCCUUGACAGUUUCCUCAGCAGCUCCAUCCAGUGCCGCCCCCCAGACCCCUGCCCCUCCAGAUGCCCACUGCGGUGAAACCACACAACCGACGCCACGCCAGGCAACCAGCACAGGUAACAACCGUCUGGCCUAGCAACGGAUUGCUUCAUGGCUGUGUUAGGGGGACAUUCAUUCUCUCUCUCUCUCCUUCUCUGUGGCAUAGUUGCUACUUAUCCAACAGGACAGAGAUGGCAUUGUGUGGGUUUUGUUUCAGCCCCCUCCCAGGUGUUCUGCAUUAUUUUUAUUUUUAUUAUGCCUUCCAAAGGAAGCUGCCUUAGAAUCAUAGAAAUGUAGAGUAGGAAGAGGCCCUGAGAAUCAUCUAGUCCUGUGGUUCCCAACGUGGGGCACAUGCAACACGGAGGGGGGGAAUUCAAUUGGGGGGGCAAUUUAGAAGCUGGUCUAGACAAAGUUAAUGGCCUUUUAGGCUUCUUCCAUGUGAAUAAGAAAAGAAUUAUAUGUCACCGGCGGGGGGGGGGGGGGAUCAGGAUUUUAGAGAUGCUUAGGUGUGCAUGGGACGCGGGUGGCGCUGUGGGUUAAACCACAGAGCCUAGGACUUGCCGAUCAGAAGGUCGGCGGUUCGAAUCCCCGCGAUGGGGUAAGCUCCCGUUGCUCAGUCCCUGCUCCUGCCCACCUAGCAGUUCGAAAGCGUCAAAGUGCAAGUAGAUAAAUAGGUACCGCUCCGUCAGGGAGGUAAACGGCGUUUCCAUGCGCUGCUCUGGUUCGCCAGAAGCGGCUUAGUCAUGCUGGCCACAUGACCUGGAAGCUGUACGCCAGCUCCCUCGGCCAAUAAAGCGAGAUGAGCGCUGCAACCCCAGAGUGGGCCAAGACUGGACCUAAUGGUCAGGGGUCCCUUUACCUUUACCUAGGUGGGGCAUGGCCAAAAAAUGGUUGGCAACCACUGAUCUAGUUCAACCCCCUGCAAUGCAGGAAUAUGCAACUGUCCCAUACAGGGAUUGAACCUGCAUCCUUGGCAUUAUCAGCACCAUGCUCUAACCAACUGAGCUAUCCAGACCCAACAGUAGACAUAGGAAUAUACGAAGCUGCUUUAUACUGAGUCAGAUCAUUGGUGCAUCUACCUCAAUAGUAUCGACACUGACUGGCAGCAGCUCUCCAGGGUUUCAAGUAGGGGACGUUUUCUGCCCUACCGGGAGGUGCUGUUGGGGAUCGAACCUGUGGCCUUCUGCAUGCCAGGCAGCUGCUUUUACCGUUAAGCCGUGGCCCUUUUUAAACAGGAACAUAGGAAGCUGCCAUUAUACUGAGUCCUCUCGUCGCUCCAUCUAGCUCCAUGUCUUUUACACUGGGUGGCAGCAGGAGCUCGCCAGUGUUUCAGGUUUCUCCCAGCCCUACUUCGAGAUUGCGGGGAUUUGAAUCCGGGACGCUCUGCAUGCAAAGCAGAAGCGCCUCCACUGAGCCACGGCCAUUCUGCAUGGAAGAAAUUGGUCAUUUAGUAUAAUAGCACCUACAUUUUGGGACUCUCUGCCUGGACAUCAGGAAAGUGCUUUUGCUCUACUCAGUUAGAUGCCUGCCUGAAACAUUUUUGUUUAAGCAAGACUACCCAGACACUCAGGAUACUGAGAUGAGUUUUAUCCCUCUUUAGGAAGGUGCUGUGGUCUAAACCACUGAGCCCCUUGGGCUUGCCGAUCAGAAGGUCGGCGGUUCAAAUCCCUGCGACUGGGUGAGCUCCCUUUGCUCGGUCCCAGCUCCUGCCAACCUAGCAGUUAGAAAACAUGCCAGUGCAAGUAGAUAAAUAGGUACCGCUCUGACGGGAAGGUAAACAGCGUUUCCGUGCUCUGCUCUGGUUUCAGUGUUCCAUUGCACCAGAAGUAGCUUAGUCAUGUUGGCUACAUGACCCGGAAAAACUGUCUGUGGAGAAACGUUGGCUCCCUUGGCCUGAAAACGAGAUGAGCGCCGCAACUCCAUAGUUGUCUGCGACUGGACUUAACUGUCAGGGGUCCUUUACCUGCUCCACUGAAUUGAAAUUUCAGCCUUCACGACAUAGGAAAACAGCCAAGUAAACAGCUGUUUUCGUGGAGGAGGGUCAAGAUAUUAACUGAUACGCAUGAAAUUCCAGAUAUAGCUAUAUAAUCCCUAGUGUAGUAAGAUAAGACCUUUGGAGCAGGCAUUUUCAAACAAAAAUUUUUAUGAACCACCCUACUGAUCAACACCCAAUGCCCUUUUAAGACGUGUGGUAGAAAUGUGGUGGUUUUUGUUAUGCAUUUUGUGUUUUUUAUACAGUGGUGCCCCGCAAGACGAAUGCCUCGCAAGACGGAAAACCCGCUAGACAAAAGGGUUUUCCGUUUUCGAGUUGCUUUGCAGGACGAAUUUCCCUAUGGGCUUACUUCGCAAGAUGAAAAUGUCUUGCGAGUCUUGAGAUUUUUUUUUCCGCUUUCCCCCCCCUUUUUCUAAGCCGCUAAGCCUUUAAUAGCCUUUUAGCAGCUAAGCCGAUAAGCCUUUAAUAGCCGCUAAUCCGCUAAGGCGCUAAUAGGGUUGCUUCGCAAGACGAAAAAACCGCUAGACGAAGACACUCGCGGAACGGAUUAAUUUCGUCUUGCGAGGCACCACUGUAUUGUGAUUUUAUGUUGUCACCACCCUGAGGCCUCUGGAUGUAGGGCGGCAUACAAACAACAACAACAACAACAACAACAACAACAACACACUCCUUGCUGUUUUCUCACAGGCAUCUGGCUGGCCAUUGUGAGAACAGAAUGCUGGACAAGGUGGGCCUUUGGCCUCAUCCAGCCAGCCUCUUCUUAUGACCUUAUGCUGCUUUGCCCAGUUUACUUAGGGGGCUUCUGGUCGGUGUCCCUGGAGGCAUAAGAAUUUAAGCCAGAGUGGCUUGCCAACCCAAAUAAAAUUAAGUAAAUAAAAAUAUUAUCAAACAAACAACCAACAAUGCUUCUGCUGCAGGCAGCCCCAGUUUUGAUCCCCAGCAUAUCCAGGUUUGAAGUCCUGGAUAGAUGCUGCCAGUCUGUGUAUACAGUGCUGAGCUAGAUGGACUAAUGGUCUGAAUCAGUAAAGGGGCACAGCUUUGCAGUAUAGAGCAUCCAUCUGCCUUGCAUGCAUAAAGUCCCGGGUUAAAUCCCUGGCAUCUCCAAGGAGGGCUGCAAAUGUCCUUCACCUGCAACCAUGGAGAGCUGCUGCCAGUCAGUGCAGACGCUGCUCACUCUAUCUAUCUAUCCCUGCAAGAUUGGGCUAAUGGCCUGUCCUGUCCUGCACUAGAUUCUCAGAGGCCAACCAAACAUCCCAGUGGGAAUCACGCAAGCAGGACUCGAGUGCAAGAGCAGCUCUCUCUGCUUGUGGCUCUCAGCGGUGGGCAACCGGAGGCAACAUUGAGCUGGACAAACUGGCGGUCUGAUUCAGCAGUAGGCAGCUUCCUCCGUCCGAAAAGAGCCUUCCUCUGUGGGAGCUGUUUUAGAUUUUAAGAACCUAAGUAGAGUUUCCCUGCUGGACCAGGCCAGUGGCCCAUCGAGUCCAUGGCCUCCUGCAGCCCCGAGUUCUGUGAUUUAAUCGCAUGUCGCCUGCCGACAGCUUUGCUUUCAUCCCGAAUCUUCGAAUGUUCAGCUGAGUUCUGCUGAGAAAUGAUGUGCUGUGGACCAAGUGGAUCGGGCAGGGGGAUUUAUCUGGCAGGGAGAAGUUUUCCCUCCUAGCCAUGUAACCCACCCAUGCUUAAUUUUGUAAGAGAAAUGAGAAGGGUUGUUUAGUUGGUUGGUGCUCGGUGCUGAUAAAGCCAAGGUUGCCGGUUCGAUUGCCAGCUACAUAUUCCUGCAUUGCUGCGUGUAGGGCUAGAAUUCAGUGUUUCCCUAACUUGCGUUUCCAGCUGUUUGUGGACUACAACGCCCAUCAUCCCUAGCUAGCAGGACCAGUGGUCAGGGCUGAUGGGAAUUGUAGUCUGAAAACAGCUGGAGAACCAAGUUUGGGAAACACUGGAUUAAACGAUCCUUAGGGUCCCUUCCCUACUGGGACACGGGUGGCACUGUGGGUUAAACCACAGAGCCUAGAACUUGCCGAACAGAAGGUCCGUGGUUCGAAUCCCCACGAUGGGAUGAGCUACCGUUGGUCGGUCCCUGCUCCUGCCAACCUAGCAGUUCAAAAGCACGCCAAAAAGUGCAAGUAGAUAAAUAGGUACCGCUCUGGCGGGAAGGUAAACGGCGUUUCCGUGCGCUGCUCUGGUUCACCAGAAGCGGCUUAGUCAUGCUGGCCACAUGACCCGGAAGCUGUAUGCCGGCUCCUUCAGCCAAUAAAGCCGCAACCCCAGAGUCGGUCACGACUGGACCUAAUGGUCAGGGGUCCCUUUACCUUUAGGGUCUCUUCCAAAUCUACGAUUCUAUGUUUCUUUGACAAGCUGGGGAUUUGGGGCUUCCUAACUUUGAUCUUCCUUCUUGGGACAGGGAAGGACUCUGAGAGUCGCUCACACUGCCUGUGCUGGCGAUGCUCCUUCUGUUAUUGUUUUAAGUGUGUAUAAACUCUGGGAGGAGCUCAGAAGCGUUCUUGGCCAGAUUCCCAGCUUAUGUGAUGCAUAAACUCUCCUCUGUUCCCAAGCCGACAAGCACACCCCUUUCCCUCUCUCUGUCUUGCAGAUUCCCGCCGGGAUCAGCCCUUCCAGCGAUCCGGCUCUGUGUUGGACCGCGCACGAAAGUUCAGCUCGGAGCCCCCCAAGCCGGCCGGCUCUGCGGGCCCCCCCCGGAAGGCGGAGAGUGCGGGCAAAGGCGCCCGGAUCCUGCAGCAGCAGCAGCAGCUCCUGAACCCCCCGCGUGCAGGAGACUUACCUGCCGGGGCACGGGGUGGCAGCAGUGGCACUGCCGGCCGUGCCCUCCAGGAUGCCAGCAGGCAGCGGGGUGCAGAGGAGCAGCAGCAGCCGGCCAAGCCCUCCGCCAUCCAGGCAAAGACCGGGACAGUGAGGCCUCCCGCCGAGAGUCCGGCUGGCCCUAAAGAGGCGGCCAGCCCCCGGGGGCGGAGCCAGGCCGGCCAAUGGCAGGGGAGCAAGUGGGCACCUGCCCGCCCCUCUGCUGAAAACACUCCGGGGAGCUCCUCCGGCUCAAAGGAGCCCCAUGUCCCCCCGUUGAGCUCUUCCUCCUCCCGCAGCCCUCUGCCAGCCCGGGCGCGCAACCUCUGCGCCGCCGAGCCCAGCGACGAGAUGAAGACCCUCUUCACCAUUGAGAUCAAGGAUGGCCGCAGCCAGCCCCUCAGGAGCCAAAUCGUGGCGACCCCAGGGAACCAGCGGGCAGGUGAGUGGCACCGCGGGCUGUGCAUUUGCGUUACCGUCCGGCGCCCUCGGAGGUUGGCACGGGGGCAAAAGUGUCUUAUAGGCACUUCUGCCCGCUCUGUGGAAGUUCCUUAGGGAGAGCACCCAGCAAUUUGUUCGCUGUGAUUCCUGCAUUGCGGCGGGUCAGACUAGACAACCCAUGAGGUCCCUGCCCCCCACUCUGUGAUUCUGCUUCUUCUCGGUUUGGCUCCUUUUGGACAGAAUCGUUUAUUUACUGUGUUUCUUUCCUGGAAAGAGCUCAAGGCAGCGCAUGUGGUUCUCCCUCCGUUCUCACAACAACCCUGUGAGGUAGGUCAGGCUGAGAGAUAGUGACUGACCCAGAGUUGCCCAGUGAGUUUCACCUGGUUGAGUGUAGAUUCGAACCUCAAUCUAUCCCGGGUUCUGGUUGGACACUCUUUAACUAUUCCAUGAUGGCACAAUUGCCACCGGACAUCCCAUAAAGUGACUUUUGAAGUGGACCUGGUCUUGUAGGAACCUUCAAGGCAAGCGAGGAGAAUUUUGCCGAAAGGAGUGGAAUUUCCAGGACAGCAGGCAGGGCAGAGAAUGCGUGUUUUGCACCUUGUGGAUUUCUCCCCUGAUUAAAGUUCUGCCCAGAGAAGCAUCUUUCCCUGUCUGUGGCACUACCUGCUUGUUGAAUUUCUGCCUCUUCUGCACGCAUUAAAGCUCAGAGCCUUUGCCCACAAAAUGCCAGCCAAUUUGCCCCCAAAAUAUGAAAUUGCAGGACAGACUUGGGUGGGUGGGUGUAGUUUGGUCUGGCAAACCUUCUGCAGGGAGAGUCGAAAAUCUUCAGAGAAGUCAGGACAAAAUGCCACGAGCCUGCAUGGAAUUGGCAGCCUCUGCUUUGCCGGCAGAGGUUUGUCUCCUGCUUUAGAGUUGCAAGCGCCGCUUUGCACCAGGAACCCCCUUCCAGAGUUACUUCGUGCAGCGCAAGUCAGAAUGUUGGUCCAUCUAGGUCAGUGUUGCCUUCACUGGCUGGCAGCAACGGCUCUGCAGGAAAUCCUUCCCAGCCCAACCUGGAGAGGCUGAACCGAGGACCUUCCGCUGAUGCUUUUUGUAUGAAGCUACAACCCUCUAUUCUGCAAAAUUGCAUUUUGUGGCAGGGACUUAAAGCACUCUCCUCUCCCAGGUUGCUCCCAGGUUGCUGCUGCCCCUUUAUAAGGGAAAAUAUCUGUUAUCCAUAAGGUUUAAAAGGCUAGAGAUUUGGGUGACAAGGGCUUCUCUGGCCAGUGGGAAUUUGCAGCUGCGGGUUGCAUAGGUAAUUCAGCAAACUGCCUUACACUGUUGGCCCAUCCAGCUCAGCAUUGUCUGCACUGACCGGCAGCAGCUCUCCAGGGGUUUUCAGGCAGGGGACAUUCCCAGCCCCGCCUGGAGGGGCUGCCGGAGAUUGAACCUGGGACCUUCUGCAUGCAAAGCAAGCAGAUAAUCUGCCGCUGAGUUUACAGCCCUUCUCUUGAGGAUAAAUUAAGAUUUUAGUCCCCAGGGUUUUGGUUUGCUUUUUUAAAAAAAGUGCUGAAUUAAAUAGGAAGCUGCCUAAUAUUGAAUCAGGACGCUGGUCUGUCCAGCAGCAACUAUUCAGGGUUUCAAGUAGGAAUCAUUGCCAGCCGUCUCAGGAGAUGCUGGCGGGGAUUGAACUUGGGAACUUCUGCAAUUAUUUAUUUAUUUAUUUAUUUAUUUAUACAUACAUACAUACAUACAUACAUACAUAGAUACAUACAUACCCCGCCCAUCUGGCUGGGUUUCCCCAGCCACUCUGGGCGGCUUCCAACAGAAUAUUAAACUACAAUAACCUAUUAAACAUUAAAAGCUUCCCUAAACAAGGCUGCCUUCAGAUGUGUUCUAAAAGUCUGGUAGUUGUUGUUCUCUUUGACAUCUGAUGGGAGGGCGUUCCCGGGCGGGCGCCACCACCGAGAAGGCCCUUUGCCUGGUUCCCUGUAGCCACACUUCUCGCAGUGAGGGAACCUCCAGAAGGCCCUCGGCACUGGACCUCAGUGUCCGGGUAGAACGAUGGGGGUGGAGACGCUCCUUCAGAUAUAUAGUGGUACCUUGGGUUAAGUACUUAAUUCAUUCUGGAGGUCCGUUCUUAACCUGAAACUGUUCUUAACCUGAAGCACCACUUUAGCUAAUGGGGCCACAUGCUGCCGCCGCACCGCCAGAGCCUGAUUUCUGUUCUUAUCCUGAAGCAAAGUUCUUAACCUGAAGCACUAUUUCUGGGUUAGUGGAGUGUGUAACCUGAAGCGUAUGUAACCCGAGGUACCACUGUACUGGACCGAGGCCGUUUAGGGCUUGCUCUACCACUGAGCCAGAACACUUGCCGUACAGUGGUACCUCAGGUUACAUACACUUCAGGUUACAUACGCUUCAGGUUACAGACUCUGCUAACCCAGAAAUAUUACCUCAGGUUAAGAACUUUGCUUCAGGAUGAGAACAGAAAUCACGCAGCGGCAGCGCAGCUGCAGUGGGAGGCCCCAUUAGCUAAAGUGGUGCUUCAGGUUAAGAACAGUUUCAGGUUAAGAACGGACCUCCGGAACGAAUUAAGUACGUAACCAGAGGUACCACUGUAAUUGCAUGAUGUUUCCAGCAGCUCCUGUGUGUGUGUGUGUGUGUGUGUGUGUGUGUGGUCUCAGCACUUGGAAACUUUCCUGUUCCUGGUGGGAUAAACGUCUGUCGCUGUGGCCGGAGUGUGUCGGAUUGAUCUUCUCAGGGAUUGGGUGCAAAUUCAGAUUACCCACCCCCCAUGAAGCCUUUGAAGUCUUGACUUUUUAUUUUGAGCCCUUGGCGGUGCUGCGGUCGGACUUAGGACAUGGGAGAACAGGGUUCGAAUCCCCCUCUUGGCCAUGAAGCUCACUGGGUUGCCCCCUUUGGCCCGUCGCAGCUUCUCAUCCUGGCCUACCUCACAGGGUUGCUGAGGGGAUUAAAUGAGGAGCGGGGAGAAAAGGGCAGGAUAUAAAAAUACACAUGCACAUACCCUUUUAUGCCUCAAUUUCAUUUUAAAAUGUCAAAGCGACGAACGCAACGGUGAUACGUGAAAACCACAUCAACGUUCGAAACACCGAAUCGCGGUGAUGUUUCCUUUAAUCAUCCUAGUUUUUGAUUUGACCCAGUUCUCUACGACAACGUCUGCCAACCUGGCGCCCUCCAGAUGUUUUGGAAGGCACCGUCCGUCAGCCUUACGGCUGUGCUGAUAAAAGCUGAUGGGAACUGUAGUUCAAAACACCUGGAAAGGCAGCAGAUUAGAGAAAGCAACUCUGGGCACUUGGUGGGUUCGGAGCUUGGAAGUCGAUUUGCCAUGCGAUCCACGCCCUUCCCCAUCUAGAACAGGCUCAUUCCCGGAGCGUUAUGAAGGCUGGCGCACGAUGUCAGAAACUUGGAUAUAUUCCAUGAUCUCCGCUACAUUACCUGACUGCAGCUUGCCGCUUUCUGUUUUCUAUUAGGAGAGCGCCAGCCGCUUUUUAAAAAGCGUCUGGUUUGAAGCCCACCGAAUCUCCAGGGCUUGGGGAGAAGGGCGGGUGGCAAUGCGCCAAGUCUACGCUGGCGAAAAUACAGCCCCUCCCCGGCUUGUGUCCUUUGUGGUUCCUUACCUACUCCUGCCAAGCAGGUAGGCGCAAGCUUUGGGGAGAAGGGACUUGGUGCUCUUUAGCUCAGGUAUGCCUUGUUUCUACAAAGGGAAUGACUAACUUCAGAACUUAAUGUGGACUAGUAACUUGUGCUUUUCAUGCGGACUGGCAACUUGCGGGCUUAAAAGCUGGCCAAAUCCCGAAGCCCCAGUUUGGAGCCCUCCUGUUGCCCCGACCCCUGGCCGCCGGUUCUCACACCUGUGCCUUCUCCCCAUGCCACAGAACUCACCCUGGGGUUGAGAAGCACUCCCAUUCGAAUCACCACCACCAGCAGCAGCGUCGACAGCUCCAGCCAUGGCGGCAGCAGCUCCAGCCUUAAUAAGGUGAGUCUUCCCGCUCCCUGCCCUUCUUCUGCUUUCCUUUCCUUUCCUUCCUUCCUUCCUUCCUUCCUUCCUCUGAUCAUGCCUCUUUCUGCAGGUGGGGGAAACAAAAAGUCCCCUUGGCCCUCCACAAAGCCGUGGAGCCUCAGGGAGGGCGGAGGGCUGCGUCAGUUCUGCAGCUGUGAGAGGCAGAGCGAAGGGCACAACUUGGGCUUUGCGCAGGAGAGGCAGUGACCGUCUAAUGCCCGGCAUCCUGUUCUUACAAGGGCCCUCCAGCUGCCUCAGUGGGUAGCCAGCAAGCAGGGCCCCAGCACAAGAUUUGGGAUUCGGAAGCCUUGCUGCCUCCAAUGGUGGAACCAGAGCGUAGUCCCUAUGGCUAUAGUAGCCAUGGAUAGCCCUCUCCUCCGUGAAUUUGCCCAAUCUUCUUUUAUUUUAAUUUUAUUUUUUGCUUUUUUUUUUUUAAUGAUAUUUAUUAAAGUUUCACAAAAAUACAGAAAACAAAGAAAAAAGUAUAAAUUACAGCAAAAAAGUAAAAAGUAAGAAAAAACAUACAAAAUAAAACAGUUAAAAACACAAUAAUGUUCCAUAACCUAUCUUCCUUACUCUUAUUUCCCCAGACCUCCUCAUACCUCCCUUCUUUGUAUUCAAAUUCAAUUUGUUGGUUCAGCAAAUCCUUACCAUUAAUCUUUUACCCAAUUGUUAACCUUUUUUUUCCAUGUCUCUUAAAGCAUUACAGCUAAAAACCUCUUAGUUUCUAUCCAACAUCCUUCUAAAGUUCCUUAAUUUUACAAUAUUUCUGUAAAUAGUCCUUAAUUUUUUUCCAGUCUUCUUUCACCGACUCUUCUCCCUGGUCUCAGAUUCUGCCCGUCAUUUCCGCCAAUUCUGCCCAAUCUUCUUUUAAAGCUGUCACCAACUCCUGUGGCAGGGAGUUCCACAGUCUAACUAUGCACUGCAUUAAGAGGGUCUUUUCCCCCCCUCCGUCCCGAAUCUUCAAAAUUCAUUGGAUGUCCCUGAGUUCUAGUGUUAUGAGAGAGACCAAACUUUUCUCUAUCCACAUUCUCUUUGCCAGGCAUAAUUUCUUUACACCUCAAUCUUACUCGCCUUCCUUCUAAACCAGGGUUUCCCAAACUUGGGCCUCCAGCUGUUUUGGGACUACAACUCCCAUCAUCCCUGACCACUGGUCCUGCUAGGUAGGGAUGAUGGGAGUUGUAGUCCGAAGACAGCUUAAAGACCCUGCUCUAAACUUAAAAAAAAACUCCAGGUGAUGCAACUUUCCCUCAUGGGGGAGGUGAACCAUUUGGGGUGCCCUUUUCUGAACCAGCUCUGCAAACCCCCCCCCCCCCACUCUGCCAGCGCUCCCAGCCAUGCCCUGGCUGCCUCUCACAGCCUGGUUGUGGAGCAAGCCGGCAGCUCUCCUGCCCGGGCUAAUUAGCCUAAUGCCUCGUCCCGCUUGUCCCUGCCGGCCUGUCGCCUCUCGUUAAGGCAUUAGGCGACCUGCGGCUCCGGAAUCCGGGUGGGCUGCCGCGAGGAGCUGCGCCGACGGGCGACAGGGUUGUGCCAACUCACUCCGGGUGGGCCUCUGGGUGACCGUCCCCUGCAGGUGAGAGCGUGGGAAGGAUCCUGGUCCCGGGACGGGUGUGUGUGUGUGUGUGUGUGUGUGUGUGUGGCAGCCGGCCAGGAGGGUGGAAGUGAAGAGCGAGAUUGCAGCUACGAGGAGGAGCUCAGGCAGUUUGUAGGGCAGGGGAUGCUCUGAGCGGGACAGAACAACAACAGAGGGCCGGGAAUCCGAUCACUCGCUCUUUUCAUCAGCCAUGUGCAUUAUUCAGGAAGCUGUGCAGGAGGCUGGAGCUGGGCCUGGAAAUAGUUGCUCAGGUGAGUUGAGCUGGCCUCCUUCUUCCGUCCCUCUCCCCGCAUUCCUGUCCUGCAGCCCCCAUCUUCAGGUUGGAGCAAUAUCCCUGCACCUUGGCCAGGCCAUCUGAGCAGCGGCAGCUGCGUCGGAACUCUGUGUCAUGUGUGUGUGUGUGUGUGUGUGUGUGUGUGUUCCCCCACUCCUCGCCUCUGCUGCCUUGCAGCUUGUCUGACGACCGGGACAAACAGCAAGGUGGUCCAGCAGCGUUGGCAGCCAGGAGUAGGUGGUGGGUUGGGAUUUUGUCCCUGCUUCGCAGCCACAGCAGAGGGAGGCCGUGCCCGUCUGUGCUGCUUCAGACCCCAGGUAGGGGAUUGAGUGCUUAAAUGCUCCCCCAUAGCAUUUUUUUUAAAAAAAUCCAUGCACAGGGAAAGCUAGCUCCUCAGGAAGAAAGGUUCCUCUUUUCCAUGUGCUAGCUUUCUCACUGCAGGGGUCCCCCCGUGUAAAACCAUUUGACAAUAUGAUUCCUCACCUGUGAUUUGUAGUGAUGCGUUUCAGUUCAGACACAAGUUGAUCGCCUCAUCUGUUGUUGGCAUGCCUUGUUUCCUGCCUCCGUGAUAGGAGGGAUGCUCUCCUUUAUCCCUGAAUGGUUUUUUUCAGUAGUUCUCAUACCCACACACCUGUGAACCCAGGGCUGCCCUGCAGCUCCAUACAUGACCAUUAUGUGCUCCCCAGGGAAGUUUGCCUGGUGCCUUCAUUAUACACCUUUAGGUGCCAGGCCUUUGGUUAAUCCAAUUUACAUCCAAUGCCUGUUUAAAAUGGGGGGGGGUGUUGGCGGGGGGGGGGGUUAGGCUUGUCGUUUUUAUUUUUAUUAGGUAUUUUGUGGUUUUAUAUCUUGAUUUUAUUCUGUGAACCGCCCUGAGACUUCCGGGUAUAGGGCGGUAUAUAAAUUCAAUUAACAACAACAACAACCCCAUUUCGACUGUUUGGGCCGGGAUUUUGGCUCUCGGGUUCUAACUCGGAUGUCCCAAGAUUCUUCCCCUUUUUCUUUCUUUUUUUAAAAAAAUAUUUUCAGUUUUUCAUCAUUAAUACCCUUCAAACUUAAAUCCAGCAGUAUUUGUACAAUUGCAGGAUUCCCUGAACCCCCGGACUUCCUUCCUCCCCCUUCUGGGUUUCCACAGAUACAUUUUUAUUUUAUUUUAACCGCAUCUAAUUACAUUGAUCCAACUUUAAAUAAAUCCUUUACCUGUUAAAAAUUUACAAGUGCUAUAUCAAUCCUGCUAACAUCUUCAAAUCUUUACAUUGUUCUUUAAUGUACUCUAUAAAUUAAUACCAUUCUUUUUAAAAUUUACUAUCAUCUUCCCAGUCAUUUUGACAUACAGUGUUACCUCUGGUUACGUACUUAAUUCGUUCCGGAGGUCCGUUCUUAACCUGAAGCACCACUUUAGCUAAUGGGGCCUCCCGCGCUGCCAGAGCACGAUUUCUGUUCUCAUCCUGAAGCAAAGUUCUUAACCCAAGGUACUAUUUCCGGGUUACUGGAGUCCGUAACCUGAAGCGUCUGUAACCCGAGGUACCACUGUAGUCCAUCAUUUUCACUAUCCACUCUUCCUUGGUUGGUGUUUCUUCUUCCUUCCAUCUUUUUCUUUCAAAGCAAGCUGCCGAUCCCUGUUUGCAGCAGUCGCACUCUUCCCUCCUUCACCAGCGUGGUGUAGUGGUUAAGAGCGGUAGACUUGUAAUCUGGUGAACUGGGUUCGAUUCCCCGCUCCUCCUCAUACAGCUGCUGGGUGACCUUGGGCUAGUCACACUUCUCUGAAGUCUCUCAGCCCCACUCACCUCACAGAGUGUUUGUUGUGGGGGAGUAAGGGAAAGGAGAAUGUUAGCUGCUUUGAGACUCCUUCGGGUAGUGAUAAAGCGGGAUAUCAAAUCCAGACUCCUCCUCCUCUUCUUCUUCUUCUUCUUGUUCCCCUGCUCUGAAUUGCCCAGAGGACGGCCCUUCUAACAGCACCAGCCUCUGCAGCCCCCAGGGGGCACCCUUCCCCUGCCAUCACAAGGCAGCCCCUGCCUCUCCCUGCACUGGGUCCAGCCUACCCCCCACCCACACAGCCCGGCCACCUGGCCCAACUCCAUCAUCCUGUCUUUGUCUGUCACCGGGAAGCGUCCCUCUGCGGGACAAGAAUAGAUGCCCCGGCCACACAAAAGACCCCGCUCAGCCCCGCCGGUCACCAGAGAGCCGUGGUCCCGCCAUUCAGGGCUCCUUUGCACUCUCUCUCCUGGCACUGCCCCUCUGCGCCAUGCCCGGGGUGCCCACCCCCAGCCCUGAGCCGCCCCCGUUCGAGGAGGCUCCCCUGCGGCAGGCCCUGCAGGAGGUCCGCCAGGAGUUGCAGGCGUGGCGCCAGGCCGUCGAGCACCGCGUGGAGGUGGCCCUGGGCUCGGUGCGCCCGCUGGCUGCCGCCCUCGCCCAGCUGCGGGAGGAGAAUGCCGCCCUGCGGGCCGAGCAGCGGCGGCUCAGCCGGGACGUGGCGCUGCUCACCCUCUACCUGGGCGAGGAGGAGAAGGACCCCAGCACCCUGCUGCUGGAGGCGGAAGAUCCCUGCGCCCACUUUGCGGGCACCGAGGAGGCUGGGCAGCCGACGGCCCACCCGCCCACCUUCGCCAGCACCAGGAGGCACUCGGAGGUCCACCUCUCUCGCAGCGGGAGUUUUGUGAGUCGUGCUCUUAUGCCAAACAUGGGUAGGGACGGGUUAGGGGUUUUGGCAUCCGGGGAGGUGUGCCCUCUCUUGUGCCCUGCCUGCCCAUCUUGCUCCCAUCUGACAGGUGUUGUAGUUAGGCCUGGGCGACGUAGCAAUACAUUGCCUGAAACCAGUUGAAAGUUAAAAUCGCGAGAUGGAUUUCAGAGCAGGUGAUGUAUCGUGAAUCCCCGCUUGCCCCUGGCUGCAGCGGUGUUGCAUGCGUCAAUAUGGAGAGCCUGACCAGGCCACCUGAUACUCGCCCGCUCCUGCCCGCCCCCAGAGCCCAACACAAGGGUGGGGAAGGAGGACAAGGUCCCAAGCAGAGAAGAUCGCAUGCCCAAGAUGGACUAUGCCGAAAUGGCAAAAGUGACAGGGAGAAUCAGAAACCAGGAUGAUAAGAAAUUUAAUAGAGACUGGAAAGAAAAAAUAUAGAUUAUCUUAAAGAACACUGUACACAGUUAAAAUCUGGGACACGGGUGGCACUGUGGGUUAAACCACAGAGCCUAGGACUUGCCGAUCAGAAGGUCAGCGGUUCGAAUCCCUGCGACGGGGUGAGCUCCCGUUGCUCGGUCCCUGCUCCUGCCAACGUAGCAGUUCGAAAGCACGUCAAAGUGCAUGUAGAUAAAUAGGUACCACUCCGGCGGGAAGGUAAACGGCGUUUCCGUGCACUGCUCUGGUUCGCCAGAAGCGGCUUAGUCAUGCUGGCCACAUGACCCAGAAGCUGUACGCCGGCUCCCUCGGCCAAUAAAGCGAGAUGAGCGCCGCAACCCCAGAGUCGGUCACGACUGGACCUAAUGGUCAGGGGUCCCUUUACCUUUACACAGUUAAAAAUGUUAGCAGGACCAAUAUAACACUUUGUAUGGUAAUAAUUCUGUGGUUACAAAAUGGAAAUUUGAAUAUAAGUUUGAAUGAUAUUAUAAGAUACAGUAUAAAAGGAAGUAUGUUGGAAAUCACAGGGGAGUCCAAGGAUUCAGAGAAAAAUUGAUUAUAUUUGAAUGCAAGAGUUAUUUGUAAAAACUAAAAUAAAAAUGAUAGAUAGAGUGGGGCUUGCCUGCCUGCCAGCCCUGCCCUCAUUUCUUCUCUGGCUGUGCGAGUGCCAGCGGGCAGCCUCCUCACUCCCUUUUUCCUUUGCACCGAUCACAGAGCCACUUCUGCCCUUGCAUGGUGCUCCAGAGGGUGGCUCCCGGUAGCUGCCGCUUGCAUGGUGCCGGUGGGAGGCUAUCAUCGGGUUAAGCCGCAGCUGGCAGCUUCAGGGAUCCAGCGGUGCCAUGGCAUAUGGUGCCCUUGCUGUUGCACCUGGGGUCGUCUGUGUGGCUGGCCACUGCCUUCUUCCUCCCCGCCCUGCUGUCAGGGAUCAAACCCUAGGACUUUCUGUUUGCGAAGCAGAUGCCCUGCCCUUUAGCUAGAGCGCUUCUGCUCACCCCCCUGACUUUCGUGGUGUAUGUAGGAAAAAGCAACACCCAUCAUGGUUUCCCAGCCCUAGCAUGUUCCCCUCUCCUGCCUCCCCAACACCAGCCAGUCUGCUUCAUUAAAGAAACAGCAAUUUGAAGUAAUGUUACAUAAUGAAGAAGGGUGCCUCUAGGCAUGUGCAGAGUGCCAAGCUGAACAGGUGCUGCUACCGCCUGUAGGGUUAAGGGUGAAUGUCAGGCUUCUCCCAGAAGCCAGGGCUACACACACACACACACACACACACACACACACACACACAUUUAGAAACAAACAUAUAUGUACUGUAUAUUGCUUAAGCAACUUUCUCCCCUGACACCAAUCGGUGGGUUUGUGGGAGGAAGUUCUGAAGUUCAUGGUCACCCUUUAUUGUGGGCAAAUGUCACGCCAGCCCUCUCCUGCUUGUCGCAGCACCAGGCUGGCAAGCACAGCCCUCUUGGCCUUGGAUUGGAGCGGGCACAGAGCAGGCUGUUUGCGCCCCCCGCUCAACCCACCCAGGGUGGAUUAGCUGCCUCUCUGUUUGGGAUUACAGCCGCCUGCUCGGGCGACAGGUGUGCAGAGCCCAGUGGUUGUGGCUUGGCACUUUACCUGCACCAGCCAGGCCCUUCCUCCUCCUCUUCAUGCCAGCUGGGGUGGGGGAUGCGAAACUCCUGCCCAAGCAGCUGCCCGGGGUCGCCUUUCACUGGCCGAGAGCCGGGGAGGCGCGUGAGUGGCAGCCUCCUCAGCCGCGGCUUGUUAGAAAGGCUCCUUCUCUUUACAAGCAGCUGAGCUCUGGGGCCCCCGGCCAGGAAUCUGCGAGCCCCGCUAGCAGCUGGGCCCCUCUCCUGUUGUUGAUCUCGUGGCGCUGGCGGUUUUGUGCUGGGAUUUGCCAGAAGCCUGCGGGACAUCGUCCUGCCGUCAACAAGGACCUGUCAAGUUGUAAAUUGGAGCUUUCCAGACAGAGCGGGGGACUGUGGCGUGCAGGUUGCUUAGCUGUGAUUCUGUGGUGAACUAGAAAAGUGAUCUUCCGUUCCUUGUUUGGAGCACCCAUAACCCCCUACGUGCAACAGCAGGUGUGCUUUUCUUGGGAUGACAAGCCGGCGGCUGUUCAAAUGAACUACAACUCCCAUCAUCCCACACAGAGACGCAUUGGCAGAUUCCUCUAGUGGCGUAGGAGAGCUGAAAAUACAGUCGUACAGUGGUACCUCGGGUUAAGUACUUAAUUCGUUCUGGAGGUCCGUUCUUAACCUGAAACUGUUCUUAACCUGAAGCACCACUUUAGCUAAUGGGGCCUCCUGCUGCUGCCGUGCCGCCGGAGCACAAUUUCUGUUCUCAUCCUGAAGCAAAGUUCUUAACCCAAGGUACUAUUUCUGGGUUAGCGGAGUCUGUAACCUGAAGCGUAUGUAACCUGAAGUGUAUGUAACCCGAGGUACCACUGUACCUUGGUUUUUGAACAGCAUAUUUCCUGAAAGUUUUGGCUCCCGAACACCAGAAGUGACUGUUCUGGUUUGCGAACUAUUUUUGGAAGCCGAAUGUCCGGCGGGUCCUCCGAUUGGCUGCAUCAGCUUCCUGCAGCCAAUCGGAAGUCACGCUUUGGAAGUCAAAUGGACUUCUGGAACAGAUUCUGUUCAUCUUCCGAGGUAUGACUGUAAUGCCAACAUAUUUCACAUCUGGUAUCUGAUGCACCCCUUUGGCUUCAGCUGCUACAUGGGCAGAUGAAUCUAAAAAGACCAGGGCACAAAUUUUCACUGCCCUCUAGCUGCUCAUUUACCAGAAGACAUUUAUUUAGCAUUAACUUUGGAAGUGUCUACUCAAUCCUGACCAAGCUAAGCCCCUUGAUGUAUCCUUUACUCGAGGGCAAGCUUGGCCAAACUUGGCCCUCCAUCUGUCUUGGGACUACAACUCCCAUCACCCCUAGCUAACAGGACCAGUGGUCAGGGAUGGUGGGAAUUGUAGUCCCAAAACAGCUGGAGGGCCAGGUUUGGCCAUGCCCGCUCUAGGGGGAUUAGUUUGGCAUUGGCAUGAAAGGUAUGGAGGGUGGCACCGCGAAAACAGGCCUUUUCUGUGGUGGCACCCUGCUUGUGGGAUGCUCUCCCCAGUGGGGCUUGCCUGGUGCUUUCAUUAUGUAUCUUUAGGCACCAAUGGUUAAACAAUCUGUGGUCUUCUAAACUGGGGGGAAGCUUAAUCGUUUUUGUUUGUUAUUACGGCAUGUAUUUUUGUGCUUCUGUAUUGUAAACUGGCCUGUGAUUCUCUGCUGAAAGGCAGGGUGGAGAUUCAAUAAAUAAUAGCAAUGCCUAUUGCUGCCCUGCACCCCCUUGUCGGCUCUAUGCAAGUGCCGGUGCCCUUGUGGUGUCUUUUAAACCUGGCGGGCAUCCCAAGUGGCAUUGUGUGUGGGUCGUGUUGACAGGGAGCUGGCAUUGUGCUCCCGAGUCCCUGCGAUGAGGUGCCAGCUCCACCUUGAUCCCUGAUCAGCAAACCGCUUCUGAGUAAGCCCUUCUAAUCUCCCCCUAGAAAUCCCCUGACACAGUUUAUCAGGGAGAUUCGUGUUGGAGCCGGCCCAUCAACCAAAGAGCCGCUGUCCCCUCGGUAGAUGCAGGCCUGGGUGUAUUUGAAAACAAGUGCUAUUUAAGUAUGGAACUCACCUGUCGGAGAAUCUCGGCUCUCUUUUUAAAGAAUGAAAUCAAUUGGGGGGGUGGGGGGUGGGAGGAGAAUGGAGUCCCAUAAAAAAUACAACCAGUUAGCUACAAGACACCCAUGCUUUUUUAAUUUUAUGAUAGCUUAUUCUUACCAUAUUUCUUAGUGUGGUGUACAUGUGAUAAGAAAGUAAGGCAUUUAAGAUUAACUCUUUUGUUUGACCCGCUAUUUGUUCAACAAUGCCGGUAACGACCACGGCAUUUCCUUUUCCAAGUAUGCAGAAGUAUUUGUUAAACCACAGCAAUACCUUGGAUCCUGAACGCCUUGCGAGCCGAACGUUUCGGCUCCCGGAAGUGAGUGUUCCAGUUUGCGAGCGUUCUUUGGAACCCGAACGUCCCAAACGACUUCCGUGGCUUCUGAUUGGCUGCAGGAGCUUCCUAUGGCCAAUCGGAAGCCGCGCUUUGGUUUCUGAACGUUUCGGAAGUCGAACAGACUUCCGGAACGGAUUCCGUUUGACUUCCGAGUUACGGCUAUAUUUCGGCUGCAUUUGUGUUCCGUGUUUGCACUGACGCUACUUUACUUCUGGCAUUCUCUCUCUCCUCUUAUUUUCCUUCUGCAAACUUUUCUUUUUCUUACAUUUUUUUUAAAAUAAAAAAAAAUGCAUGGGAAAACAUGGGGAUGGGGGGGGGGACUAAUUAAGCCACCUUGAACUCCUUGGAGGAAAGAAGGUAAGACUAUAAAUGGAAUGAGUAAAAAAGAAAAGAAAAUCAGCGUGGAAGAUCCCGUGUAUGAUCUUCCAAGUUGCUCUUGACCUACAUUGGUGUCAUCCUCUUUUUUUGCUUCAGAUGGAAGCCGAGGUGCCGGUGCACCGGGAGGCAGCGGACUCAGCGUUGUCAAACGGCACCGAGAAAGAGAAGCUGCAGGCCCAGGAACUGCACCAGCGAAGCCGCCUCAGCGCCGAAGAGCUGAGCAAAAUUGAGGAAGAGCAUGUGUUGGAUAAGAUGGUACGUGUUGGCGACAGCGGCGUGAAUUUGGGACUCCGUGGCACACAGCAGGGUGGUAACAGUCAUAGCUGAUUUUCUGGGUUGGGUAUCUUGUGGGAAUGUUGAGGAAAGUAGGAGAGGAUAUAUGGAUUAAAUAUUACCCCUCCUCCCUCACGCUAGUGAGCAAGCAGCAGAGCAUAUUCCUUUGCAGAUUGCUGGAAGCAAGUUGAUGGAUUCGUUAGAAUCUUUUAAGUUGAGCAGUCCAGUCUGGCUUGCUCCUGGCAAGUUUUGCCUUUUAUUUCCCUCUUAAAAAUAAUAAUAAUAAUGCAACAGUCUUGACUGAAAGUAGGAAUAAAGUUUACUUAACAUUCAGUCCACAGUACAGUGGUACCUCGGGUUAAGUACUUAAUUUGUUCCGGAGGUCCGUUCUUAACCUGAAACUGUUCUUAACCUGAAGCACCACUUUAGCUAAUGGGGCCUCCUGCUGCUGCCGCUGCAUGAUUUCUGUUCUCAUCUUGAAUCAAAGUUCUUAACACAAGGUACUAUUUCUGGGUUAGCGGAGUCUGUAACCUGAAGCGUAUGUAACCCGAGGUACCACUGUAAUAUUCUGGAGGCAGGCUUUAUCUUGUGGUUACAGUUACAUUUGUAGUGAAAAGAAGUCUGAGCUAGGCCUCGGACUUUCUACUUUAUGGCUUCCAUCCUCUAAGGAUGAGCCAUGUGCUGCUGGCUAAGAGCCAGCAGAGAACAAAAAAAGGCAAAAGAGUAAAAGAGGAAGAUGGCUGUGUGACUAGCCCCUUUCUAGGGUCUGCCCAUCUACCUGGUCACAGACAGGGGAAGGAUACGCCAGAACUUGUAUGACAGGAAGUUUUCCCUGUCUGGAGCAUCAUUCCCCUGUGUGUCCACUCUGGGUAACAGGAAAUGUUGUAUUUGACUGCUUCAGUGAUGAUAUAUUUCACAUAUCUGGGGUCGGGUAAGGGUGUGUGGCGCUGUGGCUUAAACCACUGCGCUGCUUGGGCUUGCCGACCAGAAGGUCAGCGGUUCGAAUCCCCGCAACGGGGUGAGCUCCCAUUGCUUGGUCCCAGCUCCUGCCAACCUAGCAGUUUGAAAGCACCUCAAAGUGCAAGUAGAUAAAUAGGUACCACUCCGGUGGGAAGGUAAACGCCAUUUCUGUGUGCUGCUCUGGUUCACCAGAAGCGGCUUAGUCAUGCUGGCCACAUGACCCGGAAGCUGUACGCCGGCUCCCUCGGCCAGUAAAGCGAGAUGAGCGCCGCAACCCCAGAGUCGUUUGCGACUGGACCUAAUGGUCAGGGGUCCCUUUACCUUUCCCUUUAAGGGUGUGUGCGUUUGUCUGUGUGUCUGGAGCAAAUGUUUUUGUUCUGUGAACCGCCCUGAGACCUCCUGGUAGUAAAUAAAUAAAUCAAUUCAAUAAAUAAUAAUAAUAAUCAAUGUUUGGGAGAGGGUUUGGAUCUGGGGUGGAUCACCUCCUGCCACAAGCGGGUGUCAUUUUGCUCGCUACUGAGCCUCCGAAAGCGUGUUGCUUGUUUAUUAAAUUUUGUAUACAGUACCACCCUUCAUUUGAAGAUUUCAGGGUGGCAGAAAAUCAAAGUUGGAAGGGUCCCUCAAGGGUCAUCUAGUCCAAACCCCUGCAGUGCAGGAAUCUCAGCUAAAGCAUCCCUGACAAAUGGCCAUCUAACCUUUGCUUAAAAGCCUCCAAGGAAGGAGAGUCCACAACCUCCUGAGGGAGACCGUUCCCCUGUUGAACAGCCCUGAAUGUCAGAAAGUCAGUUGGAAUCCCCUUUCUUGUAACUUGAAGCCAUUGGUUUUGAGUGCUACCCUCUGGAGCACGAGAAAGCAAGCUUGCUCCAUUCUUCCACGUGACAGCUCUUAAGACAGCUAUCGUAUCUCCUCUCAGCCUCCUCUUUUCCAGUCUAAACAUAUCCAGCUCCUUCAAACACUCCUCAUAAAAUGAGACGCUUGAUUGUCUUGGUUGCCCUCCUCUGCACACGUUCCAAAUACAAAAUAAAAACCACAAAAUGUAGAAUAAAAACAAGAACAAAACCCGUAACCAGCACCACCCCAACGCAUUUUAAAGGACAUAAGAAUGUUAAUCGGACAAAGGCCUGGUUAAAGAGGAACGUUUUUGCCUGGCGCCAAAAGAUGUAUAAUUGAGGCGCCAGGAGGACUAUAUCAAUGCACUAGGGGACAUUAAUCAUUGGUCACACUGGCUGUGGCUGAUGAGAACAGAAUUUAUAUACAGUGGUACCUUGGGUUACAGGCGCUUCAGGUUACAGACUCCGCUAACCCAGAAAUAGUACCUCGGGUUAAGAACUUUGCUUCAGGAUGAGAACAGAAAUUGCGCAGUGGCGGUAGUAGGAGGCCCCAUUAGCUAAAGUGGUACCUCAGGUUAAGAAGAGUUUCAGGUUAAGAACGGACCUCCGGAACUAAUUAAGUACUUAACCCGAUGUACCACUGUACUGCCCUUCAUCAAAAGAUCUUGGGGUGGUUCAGAGAAUGAAAUACAGGAUAAAACACAAGCAAAUAAUUAAACCGAGCAUUCCCCAAAUGGGGAGCCACUGCAGAAAAGGCCUGUUCUCAUGUUGCCAUCCUCCGGAUCUCUAAGGGAGGAGGCACACGAAGGAGGGCCUCAGAAGAUGAUCUGAGGGUCCGGGUAGAUUCAUAUGGAGAGAGGCGAUCCUUGAGGUACAGUGGUACCUCAGGUUAAGUACUUAAUUCGUUCCGGAGGUCCGUUCUUAACCUGAAACUGUUCUUAACCUGAAGCACCACUUUAGCUAAUGGGGCCUCCUGCUGCCGCCGUGCCGCCAGAGCACAAUUUGUGUUCUCAUCCUGAAGCAAAGUUCUUAAUCCUAGGUACUAUUUCUGGGUUAGCGGAGUCUGUAACCUGAAGCGUUUGUAACCCGAGGUACCACUGUAUUGCGGUCCUGAGCCGUUUAAGGCUUUAAAGGUCAAAACCAGCACUCUGAAUUUGGACCUAGAAACUAAUUGUUAGAUGUGGGUAAAGGUGCUGUCCUAUUCCUUAGGCUGCUCAGCCAUGGCAGAGCUCAGUGGCGGGAGAUGCCAGCCAACCAAGUCUCAGGGGGGUACUUGCCUGGAGGCAGAGUCCGUAUGCAAGGUUCAGUCCAGUCCUAAGGUCAGGAGAAUCUCAGUUCACAUAGUCAGACGGUCCAGGGGUCAAGAAAGCUAAGAGUCCAAGGUCACGAGAAGCAAGAAGCGGCAAGGUCUGUCCAGGAACCACCAAUGUUGUGGCCGGAAACAGUCCUUAAGAAAGCUGGAGCCACCUGGUUCACACCAGGAGCAAGAAGGCUGAUCAGCAGCAGGUGGAGUCACUUCCUUCUGCUCCUUCAGGCUGCUGCUCAACAGGUGAAGCCAAUUCCUGGCCCAUGACAGGUGCAGCCAGAAUGAUCAUGGAAACAUAAUGCAAAGCUGAUGUUUUACCACUGAGCCCAAGGGCUUGACUUCAAAAUAAGAUAAGUUCCUAGUCCUCAUGGUUCCAAAAUAAAGGGAUGAUCAAAUUUAGAAGCUGCCUUAAACUGAGUUAGGCUGCUGAUCCUUCUAAACAUAAAUAAUAAAACCAAGGAUCUAGAAUCUAACUCCAUAUCGUCAGCACUGACUGGCAGCAUUUCUCCAGGUUUUUAAAAAUAAAAUUAAACUUGAAUGCCCUUCGCCUGCAUGCUUGCAGAAUUACAUCUGUGUGAAUUAAAUUUCUCUGAGCGGCUUUUCCUCGUUGGGAGAAGGACUUUUCAUGCCUUUUUUUAAAUGAAGGGAGAAAAGCUAUGUAUGUGUGUGUGUGUGUGAGAGAGAGAGAGAGAGAGAGAGAGAGAGAAGUAGUACAGUGGUACCUCGGGUUAAGUACUUAAUUCAUUCCGGAGGUCCGUUCUUAACCUGAAACUGUUCUUAACCUGAAGCACCACUUUAGCUAAUGGGGCCUCCUGCUGCUGCCGCGCCACCAGAACACUAUUUCUGUUCUCAACCUGAAGCAAAGUUCUUAACCUGAAGCACUAUUUCUGGGUUAGCAGAGUAUGUAACCUGAAGCGUAUGUAACCUGAAGCGUAUGUAACCUGAGGUACCACAGUGCUAGUAAUAACCCCUCUUUAUCUCUCCCUGCAGCUGGAUCAGACCACAGACUUUGAGGAGCGGCGGCUGAUACGGGCCGCCAUGCGGGAAUUGCGCCAGCGGAAGCGAGGUACCUGCCUGGGAAUUUUUUUGGGGGGUGGGGAGCUUUAUAAUUGCACACUUCAAGAAAUCUAGUCCUCAAAUGAGAAGACUUAAACUAUAGAGGAGUGGGAGGCAAAUGGGCACUGAGAAUUGCUGUGCAAAAGCCACCGGAUUCACACAAGUAUUCGCCAGCCUGCUGUUGGACUACAACUGUCAGCCCCCAGCCAGCAUGGCUGCAUUGUCCAUUUUAUGGCCAUGCCUGUUCCACAGCCUGGAGAGCUGCUGCCAGUCAGUGUGUAAAGUAUUGAGCUGGAUGGACUCAGAGUAAGACAGCGUCCUGUGUUCCUAUGAUAUGCAGCAAUCUGUACGUAUCUGCAGUUGAGUGAAGAAACCUCCCUCCUCACUAGGUGACCUUGAGCCAGUUACUGUCCCUUGACCUAACUCCCCGCCACCAAGGGCUGCUGUGAGGAUCAAACCAGUGGUGUUUUAGGAGACUCACAGCUGCUACUGUUGAGCUCCUUGGAGGAAGGGUGAAAUUUAAAAUUUAACAAAUCUGUGAAAUAAAGGGUUCCUGGCCACAGUAAAUUUUAUUCUCUAAGGUUUAUGUACGGCUUUGUUCUCACAAAACCAAAUCCUUAAAGCGGUUUCCAAAAAGUACAGAACUAUGAAACUACAGUCGUACCUUGGUUCUGGAACGCCUUGGGAGUCGAACGUUCCGGCUCCCGGAAUAUCGAAAACCGGAAGUGUUCUGGUUUUUUAACAUUCCUUUGGAAGCCGAACGUCUGAUGGAGCUUCCAUGGCUUCCGCCCGCCCCCCAUUUUUUUAUUCAUUUUAUAACACUAAUAAACAACACCAACAGAAAAACAAACAAAUUAUUGUCUUAUCCUUAUUUUUUCUAAACAUUGUUAAGUGAGCUUCCCCAAGUCCCCCCUAUCUGAUUUUCAUUUUACCUCAUCUUUAGCAGUUUACAUAUAUCAUAAUUUUUAAUCAUUUUUUAAAUUACACUUACUUUUACCAUCCUGCAGCCAAUCAGAAGCCGUGCUUUGGUUUCUGAACGUUUUGGAAGUCGAAUGGACUUCCGGAACGGAUUCCGUUUGACUUCCAUGGUAUGGCUGUAUCAGUAAAAGCUGUUGAAAGCAACAGUUGUAAGCCAUCUUCAGGGAAAUGAAAAGGAACGGUGAAAUGAAAACAACACAAAACACAGACCAGCUUCCUACAUGUCUGGAUAAGCUUUUCCUAAACAAAAACGUCUUCGGCCGGCAUUGUGCAAGGAAGGGGCCUGCCUGGUUGUCAAUAGGCGGGGAGUUCCAGCGCUAAAAGAUUGGUUUGUUAAAAAGGCACAGCAAGGCCCCCCGUGGCUCCUGUAGCCUUGCCCUCCUCCCGCCGUUCUUGCCGCCGUUCCUGACCCCUCUGGGACGUGGCGUUUUGCAGAGCAACGAGAAAAGGAGCGCAGCUUGAGGAUCCAGGAAGCCAAAUCGAGAGGGGCCACCCACACCACAGAGACCACAGCCCGGCAGAGCGCCAUGUCCGCCGAUGGCUCAGCCAUCAGCACCGUCACCAAGACCCAGCGCCUUGUCCAGUCCAGUAAGGAACAGCUGGGGGUUUGGGGAUGCUCCGCCUUUCCUUCCGAGCGCAUGGCUUCCGGGGGGAGACACGCAGCACGCAUCCCAGAUGUCAACUCAGGCCUCUUUGGGGUCCUUGCUCUCCCCGUGGAGAGACGCCUUCUUCUUUCUGCUCUGGAAACUGUCCUGAUCUCUCCUCUUUGUAUCGGGGGUCACCGCUGGCAGUUUUUCUUCUCUUUUUGCACCGGGAUGGUUGGUGCCUUCUCGGGCCGUCUCCACGUCCUCAUCCUGGCAACUGAAGCUUAGAAUGGCUCGUCUCUCUCUCUCUCUCUCUGUCAUCUGUUCUUUGGCCAUGUUUUAGAGCAUCUGAGUUAGUCUUUUCUUUUGGGACGUAAGCGCUCCUCGCUCGGCCGUGAUUCAUGCCGUCCACUUCCCGGGACUUCCUCCGUUGUAGGGAGAAUGAUGGGCUGAAGUACCCUUUCCACCCUCGAAUCCAAGGCCUCUCCAGUCAAAAGGGGCUCAGCAAGACCUCUCUUUGGCUGGCACCCUGGAGAGCUGUGGCUGCAAGUCAGAGUAGGCAGCACUGGGAUGGAUAGAGGGAUGGACGCGUGAGGAAGGGCCAGCAGAUAAUCUGCUUUGCGUGCAAAAAGGUCCCGGGUUCAGUCCCCAAAAGCAUCUCCAAGUACACCUGCAAGAGACUUGCCUGAAAUCCUGCAGAACUGCUGCCAGUCAGUGUGGACAGUACUGAGCUAGGUGGACCAAUUGCCAGACAGCGCAAGGGAAGAGCUGUAGCUCAGUGGUAAAGCACCUGCUUUUGGUGCAGAAGGUCCCAGGUUCGAUUCCUGUCAGUGUCCCCUAUUUGAAUCUCCAGAGAGCUGCUGCCAGUCAGUGCAGACAGUACUAAGCUAGAUGGACACAAUGUUCUUUUUUUGUGUCAGGCAGCUUCCAUGUCCUGAUGGCCUGUUUUAAGGCAGUUUCUUGGCUUCAAGGCUAAGGGCUUCCAUCUGACCCAUCACAGCCCCUCCUCAGAAAGGAUAUUGUAGAGCUGAGAGAGGUUUGGAAAAGCACAAGCUCAGUGUUUAAGACAGGCUUCCUCAACCUCAGCCCUCCAGAUGUUUUUUUGGCCUACAACCCCCAUGAUCCCUAGCUAGCAGGACCAGUGGUCAGGGAUGCUGGGAAUUGUAGUCUCAAAACAUCUGAAGAGCUGAGGUUGAGGAAGCCUGGUUUAAGAGGUUUUGGGCAACUUCCUUACAAGGAAAGUGUUUUUCCAAUGCUUGGUUCUUUUUAGUUUAGGGGAAACGGUGAGCAUGUGGGAACAUGGUAAAGGGGUAUAAAAUUCUGCCCGGUAAAGAUAGGGAGAUGCAUUUUGCCAAAUACUGGAGCUUUGCGUCAUCCAAUGAAUCUGAAUGUUGGAAGAUUCAGGACAGGCAAGAAGAAAGGAUUCUUCAUGCAGCAGCUAGCUGGACUCUGGAAUUUGAAAAUGAUGACAGCCCCCAACUUGGGAGGGCGCUAAAGGGGAUUAGACAAAUGUGUGGAGAACAAGGCUAGUAGCAACGGCUACUGGUAACAAGGCAGCCCUGUAAUGCGGCUGCGAAAAGGGCUAAUGCAAUUUUAGACGGCGUCGCCUGCGCCAGAGUUUCCAAGUCGUGAGAAAUAAGACUUUUGCUUUUUUCUCUGCUUGGAGUCCGGUGUCCAGUUCUGGGCGCUGUGCUUUAAGAAGGAUUUAGUUGGAUUGGAGCAGGCCCAGCGGAAGACAAGAUGGUUAGGUCUAAAUAAAAUAAGGAAACUUGUUUAUUUUUACCCGGGAGAAAAUCAGGCAGAGGAGGAGUGUAAUAGCUGAAGGGCUGUCAUCAGGCAGAAGGGGGCAAAGUCUUCUUCUCUGCUUCCCCUGAGAACAAGAUUGGGUCUAACUGGGGAUUGAGUUAUAGGAGGGUAGAUUUGGGGAGAAUAUUUUAGGGAAAUGUUCUUUCUUGACCCUAAUAGCUGCUUGGCUAUGGGGCUAGGUACCUAGAAUUUUGGAGCGCUCUUUCUUGCUGGAGGUCUUGAGGCAGAGGCUGGCAACCAUCUGCUGCAGCUGGAAUUCCUGCAUUGGGCAGGAGAGGUCAGACUAGAUCCCAGAAUUGUAGAGUUGGAAGGGACCCCGAGGGUCAUCUAGUCCAACCCCCUUGCAGUGCAGGAAUCUCGCCUAGAUCAUCCAUUAGCCUUUAGUACACCUUCCAGAGGCGGAAUAACAAAGGGAGAAAAGCCUAAAGCUUUCAAGUCUUGCUUGUGGGCUUCCCACUGUGGGGAACAGGGCGCCAGACAAGGUAGGCCUCUGGCCUGAUCCAUAAUCACUCUGCUUACCCUCUUAUGCUUUCCCCCUCCCAGAUGAUGGCAGCAAGACUUCCCGCACGAUGAUGAUGGAGUCCAGCUACGUGAAGAGAUCGGAAAGUAAGGCUCUUCCUGCACCUUUCUUUCCUUCCUUGCCGUGAGGGGCUCCCAGGAAGAGGGAGGGCUAUUCUUUCUUGCCAAGCUAAAUGGGACUGAGAGCAGAUUUAUUGUGGUGUUGAGUGUUUCUCUGUUUCCUGAGAUGUCUGGGCUUGAAGGGUAAAUAAUAAUAAUUGUCAGGGGUUCAGGAGCAGAGGCAAGGGCAAGGGAGGAAACAGAGAGCGAGGGGGAGGAGGCAGAAGAAAAGAUGAGUGAUGACGACGACCCGAGAUCUCCGAGUCUUUCCAGUGAAUCAGAAGAUUCACAGAAAGGAGCACCAGUGGCCAGGGCAAGGGGGGAGCCUAGGGGGACACCCCAGGAAGAUAGAGCCAGAGGGGACUCAGAGGGGAGCAGUUGGAAAUCGGGACCAACGUCACCGCCAGAGAGCAGGGAAGAGGAAGGGCACCAGGGAUCAAGCGCUGGCAACUCACAACAGGGGGGAGGGCACGAGUCAGGAGUGGCCACACCUCCAUCGGGGAGCGAAGAAACGGUCAGACGGAAGGUGGAAGGUUGGGCGCGCGCGCCAAGUUCAAAUGCACAGGAAGGUGGCGCAGUAGGCAGCCCGGAAAGGGAGCCAGGUCCCAAAGCCCGCCAAAAGGAGGGAGAAGAGUCAGGGGAGUCAGCGUCAGAGGAAUCCCGGAAGGAAGAGACCCCGGGGGGCAGAGGGACCCAGAGAAGAACAGUCAGGCGGAAAAGGUGGAGCAGGGCUAGGAUAUUAAGUUGGUGUACAAGGGGCGGAGACUCAGACGGAGCUUCGCCGGUCUAAGCAUGAGACGUAGAGUUGCACGCAGCAGCUUGAGAAUGGAAACUGUAACUCAAUAAAGACUUUUGUUUAAUGAUCGCUGGCUAGCGUGAUCCUCUGUGAGCUAGGAUCUGGAAGCAGCUCUGACAAUAAUAAUAAUAAUAAUAAUAAUAAUAAUAAUUUAUUAUUUAUACCCCCUCCCAUCUGGCUGGGUUUCCCCAGCCACUCUGGGCAGCUUCCAACAGAACACUAACAUACAAUAACCUAUUAAACAUUAAAAGCUUCCCUAAACAGGGCUGCCUUCAGAUGUCUUCUAAAAGUUUGGUAGUUGUUUUUCUCUUUGACAUCUGGUGGGAGGGUGUUUCACAGGGAGGGUGCCACUACCGAGAAGGCCCUCUGCCUGGUUCCCUGUAACCUCACUUCUCACAGGGAGGGAACCACCAGAAGGCCCUCGGCGCUGGACCUCAGUGUCCGGGCUGAACGAUGGGGGUGGAGAUGCUCCUUGAGGUAUACUGGACCGAGGCCGUUUAGGGCUUUAAAGUCAGCACCAAUACAUUGGAAGAGCAAAGCAUAAUAAGUUACUGCAGUGUUGUGUAGUGGUUAGAGAAGCAGUUCCCACACUUUUUGGGACCACUGCCCCCUUCUCACCCCCAUCUUAUUUAAUCCCCACAACAACCCUGUGAAGUAGGUUUAAGCUGAGAGGCAGCCACUUGACCCAGCGAACUUUAAAUUGCUGAGUGGGGAUUCGAACCCGAGUCUAAUAGGUCCAGGUCCAACACACCCACUCAGUGGUUUUCAAACCUUUCUCGGCCACUGUCCCUUUGGUUCCAUGAACUCAUCCCUGGUGCCUUCUACGCUAUAAAAAAGCAUUCUUCGGAAGAGCGGUUUGCACAACCCGUUAAGGAAGCUAAAAACACGAUAAAAUUUGAAACCCGUGAAAGGGUGAUUUUUGGCGCAGUCCGUGGCAUGUCGCCCUGUUGCCUCCAUGGUACCUGAGGUCCUUAUGUUUGUCUCCCACCCCUCUCGACGCUUCAACCUUUCAGCAGACGGCAACACUUUUGUCCAGACCAAAUCGUCCUACAGCACAUCGUCUUCCAAGAAAGUCGGCAGGUGAGUCCUUCCUGGAGCUCCUCUCCCAGUUGCACAGCUCCUGUCGUAUUCACAGAACGGCAGAAUUGCGGAGUGGGCAGGGGGACCCCAGGGUUGUAGCGUUCCCAAAACAGGGAAGGAUUGGACUCUGAUUAAUAGAAUACACAUGAAGCUUGACCAGCAAGACUCUGGGAGGAGAUGCCAAUAUCCUGUCCACCCCUUGGCCCAGGUCGUUUUAUUCACAAAAGAACUUUUUACACAAUGUUCGUAAGAACCAAUCAGAUUUCCUCUGAGCAUUUCAAAACUGCCACGUGGGACAAAGUUAAAAGUUAAAACUACAAAGAGCUAAUUUGAACAUGCAUAGUAGUCCAGAGUAAAUAAAAGAGGAAGCAAGGAGGAAUGCUUUUAGGAAAUCCCGGAGGUCAUAAACAGGAGAGGCAGGAUUUACCAUCUCCUUGUGAACUCUCUUCCUGGCCCUUAAGAUCUAUCUAAAGAUUAACAAACUACAUCAAAAUAACCUAUUAUCUUUUUGUACUGAGGAUGCCCGAUGAAGCAACUGGUCUGUGUUUCAGAAUGCUUAUACGUGCCUGUCAGGUGUAGAGAAAGCAAAUGGUAGAUAUGGAGAGGCUUGUGGGAUUCGAUCAGAAACUAUUGUCAAUGAAUCAAACCCAGUCAACGCAAUGUGUUCGUCGCGGACACAAAUGGCUUGCUUCAUUUUUCAUAAUUCCUCAUAGCAAUCCCACCUGACCCCCACACUCUGGAUAUUUGCACCCCUACACAGGGUCAUCUAGUCCAACCCCUACCACGCAGGGAUCGCAGGAUGCGAGGCAUGUGCAGGAGGACGGCCACGAUUCUUGCCUCUUGCUUGCUCCGUGGCAGCCAUCUUCCAUGUUUUCUUUCUGCAGCUGAGGUUCAGCUGCUAAGCCCAGGGGCAGAGAACCUUUUUCAGGCAGAGAGAUGGAUUUGCUUCUGGGGCCCACAUGCCAGCGCCUGGCAGGGCACAGCGGUGAAAGUGGGAGGAGCAAUGGAUUUUUAGAUGCUACCUUUUGUGUGGUUUGUGCGUCCCUUGCUGUCUUCAUCCAAGCAAGCGAAAGGCGUUCCUGGGAGUUCUAGUCCAAAACAGCCCCACUGGCUGAGACUGAUGGGAGUUGUAGUCUAAUAUGGCCGUGCUGGCUGGGGGCUGGUGGGAAUUAUUGUUCAAAACAGCCGUGAUGGGAGUUCACAUCCAAAAUGGGGACAGGGUUUUUCUUCAACAGCCUGUGUUGGGCAUCCGCUGGUGGGGGUCACUCUAGCAAAAGACCCACAGAUGAAAACCCCCUGGCUCUGCUGUAAUAAUAAUAAUUAUUAUUAUUAUUAUUAUUAUUAUUAUUAUUAUUAUUUAUACCCCGCCCAACUGGUUGGGUUUCCCCAGCCACUCUGGGCGGCUCCCAACAGAAUAUUAAUAAUAAUUUUAAAAAGCGAUAGAACAUCAAACAUUAAAAGCAUACCUAUACAGGGCUGGCUUCAGGUGUCUUCUAAAAGUCAGAUAGUUGUUUAUUUCCUUGACAUCUAAUGGCAGGGCGUUCCACAGGGUGGGCGCCACCACCGAGAAGGCCCUCUGCCUGGUUCCCUGUAACCUCACUUCUCAUAGUGGGGGAACAUCCAGGAGGCCCUUGGAGCUGGACCUCAGUGUCAGGGCUGAACGAUUGGGGUGGGGACGCUGCUUCAGGUGUACUGGGCCGAGGCCAUUUAGGACUUUAAAGGUUAGCACCAACACUUUGAAUUGUGCUCGGAAAUGUACUGGGAGCCAAUAUAGAUCUUUCAGCGACCCCUCCCAGUCACCAGUCUCGCUGCCGCAGUAAGGUCACAAGACUUGCAGAGGGAAGCGGGGAACCAGCGAGAAGCCAGCGUUGACCUCCUAGUCUCCUUCCAAGCCCCUGCUGCCCUUUCUCACCUUUGUCCCUUUCUGGCAGCAUCUUCGAGCGAGAGGACGAGACCUCUGGGCGUGCUGGCAGCCUGGCCGCCCUGGAACGUCGCCAGGCUGAGAAGAAGAAGGAGCUCAUGAAGGCCCAGAGCCUGCCCAAGACGUCGGCUUCGCAAGCCCGGAAGGCCAUGAUCGAGAAGCUGGAGAAGGAGAGCGGAAGGUGAGGAGCCCCGCCGUGUUCGGAUGAGGUGUGGGUGGCUGGCACAGAAGUCCUGGAGUGGGUGGCGGUGCUCGGCUUUAGGGAAGGCGGCAGGCAGUCGCCUGCGUUCCUUUGUGGAUGUACCAUAUUUUCCGCUCUAUAAGACGCACCUUUUCCCUCCUAAAAAGUAAGGGAAAAUGUGUUUUCGUCUUAUGGGGCGAAUGCAGGCAUCGGCUAAGCCAGAAGCCAGAACAGGGAGAGGCAGCGCUGUGCGGCACUCCCUUUCGCUGUUCUAGCUUCUGGCUUAGCUGCGCAAAGCCUCCGCUGCCCUGUGGAGGCUUUGUGGGCUAUCCCAGAAGCCAGAUCCCUCUUGCUGUUCUGGCUUCUGGGAUUCAGGAUAUUUUUUUUCUUGUUUUCCUCCAAAAACUAGGUGCGUCUUAUCGUCUGGUGCGUCUUAUAGAGCGGAAAAUACGGUAUUCCAAGCAAGCCCCCCACGAUCGGAGGCCGUUUCCUUCUUCCAAUGGGAGCAAUGCUUUGGUUUGGGAUACGGCAACUUCUUACGCUCUCCUCUUCUCUCCGCAGCCCAGCCAACCCAGCCGUGUCCCGGGUGGCUGUCCAGCGCUCGGGCAGCUUUGGGGUCCCCAACGCCAGCAGCAUCAAGCAAAUGUUGUUGGAUUGGUGCCGUGCUAAGACACGGGGCUACGAGGUGAGUGUGCCCCCGACGGGCCUGUGCCCACUUUCCUUUUUAAAAAAUAAUAAUUUUUAUUUGGUUUUACAAAUUUAAAGUUAUAAUCCUACCACGACAGAUCCACAAUUAAAAGACUCCUCCAAAUCUCUGGACUUCUCACCUUCCCUCCACGGGUUCUGUUGUUACUUCUUUUCUACUGCAUGUUUAUUCAAUAGUCCAUUUUAAUUUUUUUUUUAUAACCCCAUUAUAUCCAUAGUUCUCGUUACAUUACGAGUGUUAUUGCAAUCCUGCUAGUGUUUUCAACUGCUAACAGUGGUCUUCUAGGUAAAUUAUAAUUUUUUCCCAUUUCCUAUUAAAGUUUUGGUGUCUCUGGUUUCUGAGCUUUCCGGUCAGUUUUGCCAUUUCGGCACAGCCCGACAACUUAGUUUGCCAUUUGCCUGUGCCCCCUUUCUGCCCGGGCUUCCCCAGAUUGAGAGAUCUCCUUAUCCCACAUACCCCAUUCAACAGCUUCGAUCAACAGAACUGGCCCUCUUUCAGAAGCCACAUAAUACCUGCUCUGCAGUUGUAAGAACUUGGAACUUUCUGUGUUGCAUCGCCUACACUUUGGAACUCCCUGCUGAUUGAUAUCAGGCAGAUGCCUUCACUGUACUUUUUUCAGAGCCUGCUAAAAAUAUUCUGUUAGACAAGCCUAAAGCAGUUUGUGUGAGUUUUCAUCUCUUUUUUAGUCUAGAGUUGUCUUUAACACACACACACACACACACACACACACACACACACAAUUUUAUUAAAUUUUCUAAAUUACAUUUCAAAACAUUCAUUUAAAUAACCUUAAAUAAAUUGCUUCCCUUCUUCUAUUUCCAAGGUCUGUUUUACAUACCAUACAUUCCUGCAUCUUUUACAUGAACUAAACCAUUCGGUAAUCCAUUGUUACAUUCAUCAAAACUGAUUUACACUGUUGAAUUCAAGUUAACUAGCGUUUUUAAAUGAACACAAUUUUCACCCAUAUAUUCAGUAAACAUUUCCCAGUCUUCUUUAAAUGUGCAUUCUUCUUGUUUUCUUUUUGAAAUUUUUAAGUUAGUGUUGCUCGUUCUUCUUACUGCUAACAUUAUCUCUCUCUUCUUUUGGCGAACCCCCGCUUUGAGGUUUUUUGAUCAAUUUUUUUAAAAAAUAAAACGAAAUUUUCAAAUUUUGUUUUUAUUUUACUCGGCAGCACGUCGACAUCCAGAACUUUUCCUCCAGCUGGAGCGACGGCAUGGCCUUCUGCGCCCUUGUCCACAACUUCUUCCCAGAGGCCUUCGAUUAUGCCCAGCUUUCACCACAGGACCGGCGGCGCAACUUUGAGAUGGCGUUCUCGGCGGCUGAGUAUGUACCCCUUGGCUUCUCCUGCCCCCCGCCGGGUGUGGGAGAGAAGUGCGGGUGCAGCGCCUGUUUUUCCUUCAAGAGGUCUAGCGCCUUUUCUGGGUUAUUGGCAUACCUCUCUCUCUCUCUCUCUUUCUCUGCCUAACGCAGCCUUGGCCAAUCUGGUGCUCUCUAUGGGCUUUGUGCUACAGCUGUGAGGGGAGCUAGAAGUCCAAAAGGGCCGUUAUAGCAGGGGAUGAUGGGAGUUGUAGUCCAAGCCGUCAGUGCUGGCUGAGGCCGAUGGGAGUUGUAGUCCAAAAUGGCUGCACUGGCAGGGCAUGAUGGGAGUUGUAGCAUCUAAAGCAAUCUAGAGGGCACCAUAGUGAGGAAGGCUGGCUUAACUAUCCUGUGGCAAUGAGUUAACCGGACACCUCUCUGCAGGGCUGUGGCUGUUUCCUGCUCAGUUGUGCACAAACCUGUGCUGCUUCCGGCUGGGAGGUUCUCAACCAGAAAAUGUCUCACUGGGUGGAUGACUUGGGGGGGUUGGGAGAGACCUCCCAGUAAAGCCCCAAGGUGGGGAAUAAGGCCUGCCUCUCGUCCCCUGUUCUUCUUCCUAAGCUGUGUUGUCUAGACAGAAAGCAGCACUCCCUCUGUGCAGACACCAGCCUUUCCCAACCUCCAGGCGUUGCUAGACCACAAACCUCUGACCAUUAGCCCACACUGUCUGUCUAACACGAUCCGGAGGGCACCAGGUUGGAGAAGGCUGGUGUCAUGUAGCAGGGCCUCAUCAAAAGGAAGAAAGACCUGGGCUUGGGAAAAGCAAAAUCUGAUUAUUAUUUUUUUGCAGGCUUCUGGAAUGCUUACAGUUUAUUUCAUUUUUGCUAGUCCUGAGGAAGGGAGAGGACUGCUCAGCCAUCCCUCUCUGACUUCUAGGGUGUCUCGGCUGUCCACUGGGAAAAUCAGAGUGCUUUUGCAACCUUGAGGUCUAGAAACAUGCUUGUUCCGCCUUUUUUUUUUUUUUAAUGCAAGAUUGGGGUUCUUAGGAAGAUUGAAGCCCCAGUUGUACUUUUGGUGGUUACCUGCAGAAUUGCAACAAACACACAGCUCUGGCAAAAGGCAUCUCUUGAGAGCCAGUGUGGUGUAGUGGUGAAGAGCGGUAGACUCGUAAUCUGGUGAACCGGGUUCGAUUCCCCACUCCUCCACAUGCAGCUGCUGGGUGACCUUGGGCUAGUCACACUUCUCUGAAGUCUCUCAGCCCCACUCACCUCACAGAGUGUUUGUUGUGGGGGAGGAAGGGAAAGGAGAAUGUUAGCCGCUUUGAGACUCCUUUGGGUAGUGAUAAAGCGGGAUAUCAAAUCCAAACUCUUCUUCUUCUUCUUGAGGCGUGCAAGGGCACAGGUGGCUGUUUCUUCAAUAUUUAUUUAUCUUAUUGCAUUUGUCACAUGUGGUCUUCCCGCUCUCCUUUUAAUCCCCACAACAACCCUUUAAAGUAGAGAGAGGUGACUGGCAGCCAGGGUCACAUCCAGUGAGCUUCACGUGGCCAAGCAGAGAUUCGAACCCUGGUCUCCCAGGUCUUAGUCCGACACUCUAACUCAGUGGUUCCCAAACUUUUUCAGACUUGGUUCCAUAAAUUCAUCCCCUAUGCCCCCUACCCUAGAAAAAGCAUUAUUCAGAACGACAGCUUGCAUGACCCGCUCAGGAACAGAAUAUGAGUUUCAAAACAGUAACGGUUAAUCACACACUUACUCAAAAUCCAAUGAAAACUAUUUAGUUUAAUUAAUCCAGCAAAACUGGUGGGCUUGGAGUAGAGAUUCCAACUUUUCAAAGUCUGAUUUACACCUCCAGUGUGCCCCUGCUGCCCCCUUGCUUCUUAUUCCUCCCCCCCCCUGGUUGAUCCUUCUGCCUCCCACCAGGGGGGCAGUACUGCCCAUUUGGGGAGGACUGCUGUAACCACUACACCUCACUGUGCUCUUGCACCACCCAAGCCAGCUAACCGUUCAUGCCGGGGCCUCACAAGCGUGCUGGGAUUUUGCCGCGUAACCUGCCGACAGACCUUUCCCGGCCCUGGCUCGAUCCGUGCUGCUUUCUCGCGCACAAGGUAGGAAGAGAAGGGGGCUCAGCUAUUUAUGCAGAGCGCAGGAGCUCUUCCACGACGGAAGACGUUCUGGUACCUCUGGAAAAUUUGGAUUUGGCGGUGGCGCACUUGGGACACUGUGAGCUGGUGUGGAGGAGCAGGAGCGUGCCUGCACCUCUUUGCAAGGUCUUUCUUAUAGGGUUGUGCGCUGUUGCAGCUUGGGGUUGCGUGGUGAGAGCGACUUCGGGGCUGCGGACGCCCUCGGGGCCUGGCUGGGCACGCCGCUGCCGCUUCUUGAGCCGGGACACCCCUGGGUGCUGUGCCUGGAACGGGUCUGAGCAGAAAGACAAGGAAGGGAGUUCUCUCUCUGUCUCGCUUUCUCGUCUCUUAUUUCUCCCCCGUGGGCUGCUAGUCCCCUUCCCAACCAGAGGUGGACAGCAGGCCUCUCCAGAGCAGCAUUGAGCAACUGCUUCUCCACAUGCAAAUUUAGGGAGCCAGGCCACUUGCAAGAUUUGGCACUCUGGAGAGGUUUGGGCUGAUCCUGCGGACCACAGCACCCAGGAAAGUCAGGACCGCUCGCCCACAUUUGCAGGUAUCAGGAUAAGGGUUUUUGAACAUGCCUUGCCCUAAAAAUACGUAACCACCACGACAAAAUAAUGCUGCAUUUUAGCACUUUUUUGGAACCCUUUUUCCACCCAAGGGCUGCAGUCCCUGGUGGGCAAGGUCCGGUCUAAAGUGUGCGGAGCAAGCAGUGCAAAUUUUAGCUUUUUACAGUACAGUGGUACCUUGGUUCUCAAUCUUAAUCCGUUCCGGAAGUCCCUUCCAAAAGCAAAGCGUUCCAAACCAAGGCGCGCUUUCCCAUAGAAAGGAAUGCAAAACAGAUUAAUCCGUUCCAGACUUUUAAAAACAACCCUUAAAACAGCAAUUUAACAUGAAGUUUACUAUCUAACGAGACCAUUGAUCCAUAAAAUGAAAGCAAUAAACAAUGUACUGCAGUCACACAGUCAAUCAAUCAGUAGCUGAUCUGGGUUCCACACAAUCACAAAAACAAAACAAAAAGAGGCGCAAAAACAAAAAAGCAAAAUAAAUUGCAAAAUCAGACAGACCUCAGCGUAACACUCAAAACGGAAGUGUAACACUCAGAACGGAGCACGUUCGACUUCCGAAAAAAGUUUGUAAACCGGAACACUUACUUCCAGAUUUGCAGUGUUUGGGUUCCAAGUUGUUUGAGUACCAGGCGUUUGAGAACCAAGGCACCACUGUAGGCUGGUUUCUACACUAGCUUCCUGUGUGAAAGCAAGAGGCAUGAUCUGCCUUCAAGGCUAACCCCCGGCCAGGCAAAAACCACUCAGGGUGCGGCCUGCAGAGAUUUCCGAGGGUCAAACUGAGGGCCUCCAUUUCCCCUGCUCCUGAUUUGCUUCGUUGCUGCUUCCCUUACUAGCAGACCUGAGAGUGAUCCCUUUUUAAAGGACGUUUUCACGAGUGCCAGAGCCUUGCUGCAGGAGCCUGGUGGUCUGCACAAUGACUCCUAGUUGCUCGUUCUGUUGAUGUCCCAGGCUGGCGGGACGAUGAGUUUCCUCUUCUCUGAGCCAGGUCUCCCCCUUGCGGGCCUAAUGCAGUGUCCUGUCCCAAGAGGAGGGGAAGGGGCAUUUGCCUGCGAAGGGUUUCACCUGCCAGAGAUCCCCACUUGCCUCUUCCUCGCUCCCCUCUCCUCUCCGUGGACCACGAGAGCGACCGACCCCCUCCUUCCACGAUCUGGACCAGAGGUGCUUUCCUGGGCUGCUUUCGCUCUCCCUCCUGUGUCGCUGUCGUCCUGUGCCCGCCCCCCUCUACUAGCUUCAGGCACCCCGGCUGUGCCGCAGCGCUGUUGCAAGGCUGGGGUAGGAUGGGAUGAGGCAGCGGGGUGCAUUCUGGCCCCCCUCAUCCACUCUCUCUAUAUGCGUCCAUAUAGAAGGAAGGCCCCACCUUGGAAUAGGCACCAGAGCACAGCGCCUUUCUUCCCAACCCAACCCGCCCCCUCCAUCUCCUUUUCUUCCCCCCCCCCCCAACCCCUUUCCGUCUGUCGGACUGUCCUUGCUGUCGAGAUCCGGGUUCGAGUUCCCCACACCUGCUCAUGGCACCUGCCCCCGACAACAGCACUUCUGGCCACGCUCACCCUACCCUUCCUAUCCCACCCCCCCGUAUGAGGAAUGACUCCCAGGCGCACGUGUGCAAUCGACCCCCCCUCCUUCCACCCUCGUUUGUAUUGCACGCCAGAGAGACACCCCCCAAAAGCAUGUAUGUAAGUUUGACGCACACACACACAAAGGAAUGUGAAAUGGAUUUAUGUAUUUCUUCUGUUUUUUUCCUUCUGUCUCUCUUCUUUUUCUCUCCGUCCCUCCCUGCCCCCUUUCCAAAUCUGUCCGGGCUGUGAUCACUGGCUUCUCCCUCCCCUUUCCUGGCACCCCACCACCCUGCCCCACCACCCAGGACGCACGCGGAGUGCCCCCAGUUACUGGAUGUGGAGGACAUGGUCCGGAUGAGGGAGCCCGAUUGGAAGUGCGUUUACACGUACAUCCAGGAGUUCUACCGGUGCCUGGUUCAGAAGGGGCUGGUUAAAACCAAAAAGUCCUAACCUUCGUACCCGCGGAGCAAUGGUGAGAAUCUCCUCCUCCUUCUUGAUUUAUUGGGGGGGGGCGGAGGGGUGAGGGGGGGAGAUACGUGUCUCUGCAUGUGUGCAUUGUGGGAGGCAGGGAAAUUCGGAGGGUGAGGCAGAUGGUAGUUCCUUGGUAGUUCCUUCAGAAACUACCUUGCUUGGGGACCUUCAGUACGUGGGCCAUUUAUUUAUUUAUUUAUUUAUUUACUUACUUACUUACCGCCCUAUACCCGGGGGUCUCACAGAAUAAAAUCAAGAUACAAAACCACAAUACAGUCAUACCUCGGGUUACAGCCGCUUCAGUUUGCGUUUUUUCGGGUUACACACCCGCCAAAACCUGGAAGUACAAGAACGGGUUACUUCUGGGUUUUGGCAGUCGCGCAUGCACAGAAGCACUAAAUUGCACUUUGCGCAUGCGCAGAAUCGCAACCCGCGUGUGCGCAGAUGUGACGCUGCGGGUUGCGAACGUUGCAGGUUGUGAAUGUGCAUCCCGCACGGGUCACGUUUGCAACCUGAGCGACCACUUGUAUACAUAAUGACAAUAAAAACAACAACCCAAUAGCCCCUCAACCCCAAUAGCCCCAUUGAAGGUGACUCGGAAACCACAACGAACCCAUAACGUGGCAGCGAGACUGGUGACUGGGAGUGGCCACUCAGGCCGUAUCACACCAGUCCUAAAGGAUCUACAUUGGCUCCCAGUAUGUUUCCGAACACAAUUCAAAGUGUUGGUGCUGACCUUUAGAGCCCUAAAUGGACUCGGCCCAGUAUACAUGAAGGAGCAUCUUCACCCCCGUUGUUCAGUGGAGACACUGAGGUCCAGCUCUGAGGGCCUUCUGGCGGUUCCCUCCCUGCGAGAAGCAAGGUUACAGGGAACCAGGCAGAGGACCUUCUCGGUAGUGACGCCCGCCCUGUGGAACGCCCUCCCAUCAGAUGUCAAGGAGAUAAACAGCUAUGCAACCUUUAAAGGGCAUUUGAAUGCAGCCCUGAAGGGAAGUUUUUAAAUGUAUUUUUGUGUUUUAUAUAUGUCAGAAGCUGCCCAGGGUGGCUGGGGCAGUUAGAUAGGCGGAGUGCAAAUAAAAGGGUGAGGAAGGGGAUUGGUUCUGUUGCGAUAUCACAUUAAAAACCCCAUUUUAAGACAAUUGCACUGGUGGCUGUUUUGUUUCUGGGCCCAAUUUAAGGCACUCACAUUCGUGUUCAAGGCCUUGAAUGACACAGGCCUCAAAUACCUGAAAGGCUACCUCCUUGGGUGCUGGGAUCGGCAGGCAGGGCACCUCUUGAUAGUUCCUCAGCCCUCGGUGUUGGUGGUGACAGGCCAGCAGAGGGCCUUCUCUGUGGUGGCCCCAAAGUUGUGGAAUUCCCUCCCCACCGCAAUGCGUCUGGCACCUUCCCUGUGACUUCCCUCUUUACCCUUAAGAUGUCUUGUUUUUGAGACCCACCCUAGGGCCUGUUUUUAAUUCUGGGAGACCUGCUGGCGAAGGACGGGUUAUUAUCAAUACAUUUAUCAAUAAGAAAAAAAUAUCCAGCCUGCUCUUCGUAGUGGGCUGGUUGGUGCUGAGAGGAUCUGCCAUUGUACAAUGGUGCUAAACUGGAUAUAUUUCAUCUCGCCACCCUGGCACAGUUUAUUAUUGAUGGACUGGUUGCAUUUAAGCAUUACCUUUCCUGCCCCCUCACAAGGAGUUGAAGGUGCCAUGUUUAUCUUUCCUUUCCGCAUCUCAUAGAAUCAUAGAAUUGUGGCGUUGGAAGGGAACUCCAAGGGCCAUCUAGUCCAACCCCUGCAAUGCAGGAAUCUCAGCUAAAGCAUCCAUGACAGAGGUUCACCCGACCUCCGCUUCAGAACCUCCAAGGAAGGAGAAUCCACAACGUUAUUCCACCUUUUUCUCCAGGGAGCUCAAGGGGGCAGACACCCUCCUUGUUUAACCCCCACAACACCCCUGCGAGGGAGGUUAGGCCAAGAGGCAACGACUGGCCUAGUGUCACACCCGGUGAACUUUGUGGCUGUGGGGGGAUUUGAACCUUGGUCUCCCGGAUUCCAGCCUAAUGCUCUAACCACUACACCAUACCACACUGGCUCCCGAUAUUACUUGUUCCCAGUGUUACUAGCUCUUCCAUGUUGUGUUUUUAGAUUGCUUUAGCCCACAAUGGGAGCUCACGGUCAAGGCUGGGGAAGAAAUCGAAUACCAAUCGUAAAAAUAAAUUUUAAAACUCUCACUUUUGCGGGAGGGGCAGUUAAUUUUUGACAACUGCCAGGUAACGGUGGCGACAGUCCCUGCCUUUCCCAGAAUCCCUUGCUUCCGCAGGCCAGGGUGCAGAGAAAGAGAGACGGACAGGUGAUGGAGAUGGUUUCUUAUUUUCUCCUUCUUUUGGAGGGGGGUGGGUUUUUAUUUUUAUUUAUUUUGCCCCGGCCAUAUAUGUCUCGGAGGAGCUAGAGAGCCUUGGAAAAAGUGACUCAGGCACUCCUUGUUAAUAUCUUUGCCUCCCUAGAGCCUCGUUCUCCCGGGACACUGGGUACAGCAGCCCAUCACACAGGCUAAACAAAGGCUUUAUAAGGGCACACUGGCUCGCUCAGGAGAUUUUCCAUCGCCUGAGAGGAGGGAGCCCGUUAAACCUCGCGGUUACCUCCCUGCACACCCCCACCCCCUCUGCACAUGCUUGACCCCGAGGCUGAGGACUGGGGAGGCCGGGCGGGAAACCAGCGCAAAGCUGAUGCAAAGACCACUAGCCGAAAGGGGUUCAGGGUCUUAACAUUGAAGGUGGGCAUUAAGAGCGUAAGUGGAAACGUGUCGGAUCAGGCCCAGGGCCCAACUAGUCCAGAAUCCUGUCCUCACACUGGCCAAACCAGCUUUUUCACAGGCGCGAACUGUUCUUGGAGCAUCAAUAUAGGGGUGGACAACCCCUGCACUAAAAGAUGUUUUGCAAAGUUAUAAACACCAGGCGGCUGCUCACACUUUCAAAACGAGACGCUAGCAACCCUCUCAAGUGUUGUUUUGGCGAGACUCCUGAAGGGGCAACUUUUCUCUUUUCAGGAUCAAAGGUUUCCUUGCCGUUUGCAAUAGCCAAUGGCUCCUUUGACCCCCCCAGGUUAUCUCUGGGGUGGCGGCUCUGCAGUCUCCCCAUCCGUGCAAAGGCUGUUCUUGCAGAAAUGAAUAGCGGUGGAAAAACCUGGGUAGUUACUUCUUAGGAUUUGAACCCAAGCCCCGAGGGGCGGGGAUAGUUGUUGUUGCCAACCUGCACUACAACGUGGGGUUAGUUUAUGGGGGUGGGUGUGGGUGGAAGAAUCAGUCUAAACCACUGAGCCUCUUGGGCUCACCGAACAGAAGGUUGGCGGUUCGAAUCCCCGCGACAGGGUGAGCUCCCGUUGCUCUGUCCCAGCUCUUGCCAACCUAGCAGUUCGAAAGCACACCAGUGCAAGUCGAUAAAUAGGUACUACUGCGACGGGAAGGUAAAUGGUGUUUCCGUGUGCUCUGGCUUCCGUCACUGUGUCCCGUUGUGCCAGAAGUGGUUUGGUCAUGCUCAGUGGUGGAGGAAGGCGCGAGGGCACAUGGAUAGGCAGGGCGAGGGCCUCUGGGGUCUGCCUGCCUCCUCCCACUCAGCCGCCCUACAGCGGGGGGGAGGGGGAGGCAGUGGGCGGACCAUUUGGGCAGCGCGGAGCCUGCGGGCGCCCAAGCCACCACAUCUCUCCCAAGAGAGAGACGUGGCUCGGGCGCGCUGCAGGCCCUGAGGUGAGUGCUGCCCAGCAUUUUGUCACCCGCCCUCAGUGUUGACACCCGGAGCAGGCCGCACCUCCGCACCCCCCAGUGUGGUGUAGUGGUUAAGAGCGGUGGACUCGUAAUCUGGUGAACUGGGUUCGCUUCCCUGCUCCUCCACAUGCAGUUGCUGGGUGACUUUGGGCUAGUCACACUUCUCUGAAGUCUCUCAGCCCCACUCACCUCACAGAGUGUUUGUUGUGGGGGAGGAAGGGAAAGGAGAAUGUUAGCUGCUUUGAGACUCCUUUGGGUAAUGAUAAAGCAGAAUAUCAAAUCCAAACUCUUCUUCUUCCUCCGCCCCUGGUCAUGCUGGCCACAUGACCCAGAAAGCUGUCUGUGGACAAACACCAGCUCCCUCGGCCUGAAAGCAAGAUGAGCGCCGCAACCCCAUAGUCGCCUUUGACUGGACUUAACUGUCCAGGGGACCUUGACCUUGACCACUUACUCUCCCCCUUUCUCUCCCCUCCCUUUUGCAGGGUGCUUGUGGACUGCGUGCCCUUGGUGGACGUGGAAGACAUGAUGAUCAUGGGGAAACGUCCCGACGCCAAGUGCGUCUUCACCUACGUGCAGUCCCUCUACAACCACCUGCGGCGCCACGAGCUCCAGAUGAGGCAGCAGCGCUUCUAGCCUUCCUCUCCCGCCCCCCCUCACCCCCACCCUUCCCUCCGAAACAUCCAGCCUAGCCUGUCCCCCACCAACCCACCCACCCUGGGUGCGGCAGCAGGGGAAAGGAGGAUGUCUUUGCUUGCUCCUCUGGUCCUGAUCCGUGUUCCUGCAGCCCCACCUCCUCCCCCCUGCUUUCAGAGAACUCUUACUAUGGGCAGGAGCCACCCGCAGCAGCAAAAAGGCAAGAGGAACCAACACCCCCCCCAACACACACCCCGCUACAGCAGGCUGGGCAGUUGGCAAUCCAGGCCGGUUUGGAGGGGACCGGCCGAGCUUAGACCGCUCUACGGAGAGAACCGGGACUGCCCUUCUCAUCCGCACGUGCUUUUUAUAUUAUUGUUGUCAUUGUCGUUAUUUACUGUAAGUUAUUCCCGUUUCCUCCUUUUUCGAAACUCCCUUUUUUUGCAUCGUGCACGGCUGAGCAGCAUUACGGGCAGAGACCUGCGCAGGUGUGAUUGACUGACCACGCGUCUUGUCCGUACCUUUGAACAGCUAAAUGCUGGAGCGUGCUAAAAAGGGGGGGGGGGGCGUUGUCAACUGUGUGUGCAGACCUUAACUCGUCCCUGCUUCCCACCUCCCCCAAAUCCUUGAACUGCGAUGAUCGUUGCAAGUGCAGAGCCUGCUCAGCAGGUUAUAGGUGCCCCCCCACACCAGGUGUUAGGAACGUAGAUAGCUACCUUCUGUCGAGCCAAACCGCUGAUCCUUUCUAUCUUAGUAUUGGCAACCAUGACUUGCAAGUGGCUUUCUAGGCUUUCAGGGGACAUUCCCAGCUCUAGCUGGAGAUGCUGCCGGGACUUGAACCUGGGACCUUCUGCAUGCCAAGCAGAUGUUCUGCCAUAAAGCUAAAUGCAGCCUUUUCCUAUACUGCUUCUGACUGUUGAUCCAUCUAGCUCAGUAUUGUCUACACUGACUGGCAGUGACUCUCUAGGAUUUUUGAUAGGGAGACUCUCCCCCAGCCCUAGCCAGAGAUGCUGCUGGGACUUAAACCUGGGACCUUCUGCAUGCCAAGCAGAUGUCCUGCCAUAAAGCUGAAUGCAGCCUUUUACUAUACUGCUUCUGUUGGUCCAUCUAGCUCAGUAUUGUCUACACUGACUGGCAGUGGCUCUCUAGGAUUUUUGAUAGGGAGACUCUCCCCCAGCCCUGCCUGGGGGUUGAACCUGGAACAUUCUGCAUGCAAAGCAGAUUCUCUUCCACUGAGCUAUGGCAGAGGGCCUCUUCCUUCACCACCUUAGAGGCAGAGGUCUUGCACUUUCCUCGUGCCCCCCUCCCCACACUUCCAGAAGAGGAACCCAAUUAUAAAUGUAGUGUACAGGCCCCACUGGGCUGGGACUGCGCCUCUUCUGGAUUGAACCCUGCUGGCAUCAGUGGGUAGGAGAAGCCAGGCUUUCAGAUGGCAAAUACGUUCCUUCCUUCCUUCCUGGCCAAGAAAGGGUGAAACUUGGACGAGGGAUAGGAGGAGAUCUCAGGGCCACCCCUGAAUCCUGACCGAAACGCCUCCUGAAAUCAGCUCAUUUAGAAAAGUGCAGUUUUUGAAGUUGUGGGGUAACUGGACAGAGAUGUGGGAUUUCUUUGCUGCUUGGGGUAGAGAGGACAGAUAUAUUUUUUAGAGAAACAAACUGUGUUCCCUGUCUGGAUGGUGGUAGUGAAGGGCACACUCUGCACCAGCUCAGAGGCUCCCUUGCAAGCACAGGGCAUGCCAGUUCCCAUCUCUUGGCCACCAGUUUGCUGAAAGCAAGUAUUGCCCAUCCAUGUGCCCUAUGUGUGUUUUCACCCAUGGCUCUGCCAGCCCAGGAGCAAUUGUGGUCAACUCUGGGUGCUUAGACAUGGCAGGAGAGGGGGGAAACCAUGUGGGUUUCACUCUGGUGUGGCCUCUCUGUAUGGAACAGCUCUCCUGCCUGCGCACCAUCGAGCAAUGCCCACUCUCUUCCUGGGAGUUCCCAGCGCAUCAGCCUUCAGCCCUUUGCACAAGUCUCCUUCCCUUUUGAGCGCCUGAUUAAUAUGGGAAGGUUGGGGCAGAUGAGCCAGCUGAGAACGACUGGAGCCUGGAGCGAGGGACGGACAGCGGGAUGUGCUCCUCGGACACCGCUCUCAGCACUCAGCCACGCGCCCAAUUGUAACGGUUCUUGCACUAGCACAAGGAUGUUUAUGUAGGCACCAGCAAGACAAUAAAAGUUUGGAUAGACUGUUUUGACGGCCG